Molecule: messenger RNA, 65382 nt
Organism: Xyrichtys novacula (pearly razorfish)
Lineage: Eukaryota; Metazoa; Chordata; Actinopteri; Labriformes; Labridae
Source: the annotation of a GenBank genome assembly
GACGCUGAGUUGUGUUUAGUCUAGUUUAGUUAAAAAGAUGUUUGGUGGCUAGUUCUGUGGCUAGAACCCUAUAUGUAGUGUUAAUGAAGUUAGGUGCUGUUCUGAGCAUUAUUCGUGGCUACAAAGUGGUGUUUUGGUUGAUGUUUGUUUAUGCCUUCUCAGACCACUGUGUAUUGCUAUCCUGUGGUCGUUACUCAAGUUGGUAUAACUGGAGAAGCAAGAGGGCAGCAACACUCAUCUCUUGAUGGGGGUGUCUAACUUGGUUUUACAGCGUGUUUGACGCCAAAUUAAUUUUUACGCCAUAAUAUCCCUUUAACCAGAAAAAAAAGGAGGUACUUGAGGCAAAAGCUUUGUGAAAGGUCAUGAUUAUUACUUUGGUUUAACUAAUUUACAGCAUUAAUUCCAUAAGAGUUGGGAUGCAAUGUAUAAAAUUCAUUGACAAAAUUUUACCCCAAAAUUUAUGCCCAUGGUACAGUUUUUAAUCAACAUUUGACACAGCAUCCCAACUCUAAUAGACAUCUAUAGUAAGAUGCUGCAGAUUUUUUAUCAGUCUGUUGUGGCAAGUGAUGCAUUGUGAAGCAUCAAACACAAAGAUGCAAGACGUCUUACCAAACUGGUGAAAAAGGCUGGCUCUGUGGUAGGACUCAAGCUGGACUCAGUGGAGGAUGUGGUGGAGCGAUCUACACUGAGGAAGGUGGAGACUAUUCACAAGAACAUGGGUCACCCACUUCACAACACCUUGAUGGACCAAAGGGCCAGUGGUGGUGGACGGCUCCUCUCUCUCUGCUGCAGGACAGAAAGAUUCAGAAGAUCUUUUGUUCCAACAGCCAUUAGGCUAUAAAACUCUUGAGUAAAUGAUAGAUAACUUUUAGAGAGAUAUAAUGUGAGACAAUUGAAUGUCCCUUCGGGGAUUAAUAAAGUUCUUCUUAUCUUUUCUUAUUUUAUUAAUGUCACUGGGGUUGUACUUGGUAGAUAUGACCUGUAAUUUAAAUCACAGUAAACAAAAGUCACUGAUAUUCGCUGCUGUAUGCACUCUCUGUGCUGAAUGUUAUGCAAUAGUUUGAAGUGCUCUUGUCUUAUUUAGUGUACACAGUCUAUAAGGGAUUACCCAGCUCACUCUCUCCCCUCAUAAUCUGCUGAUGAUGACGUUAUACUGCAGCUCCUGAGCUCCACUUCUCGCGAGAUUAUGGAAAACAAUCCAGACGCCAUCCCUCUCUCUCUUUCUCUCUGUUGCCCUCUCUAGCUCUCUCUCUCUCUCUCUCUCAGUUCCCCCUCCUACCCAGCCCUCCCUUCCCACGCCCCAGUGCGCUGUGGGAUAGUGGCACUAUAAAGUAUAUCCUCUCUCGGAGAAAGAUAAGAAGCCCGAGACAGGAGGGGGAUGAAGAUGGCGGACGCCAAGCAGAAGAGGAAUGAGCAGCUGAAACGAUGGCUGGGCUCGGAGACGGACCUGGAGCCUCCUAUUCUGAAAAAGAAGAAGACGAAGGUGAAGUUCGAUGAUGGCGCCGUGUUUCUGGCCGCCUGCUCGAGCGGCGAUACCGAGGAGGUGCUGCGGAUGCUUGACCGGGGCGCUGACAUCAACUACGCCAAUGUGGACGGUCUCACCGCCCUCCAUCAGGUUUGUGUCAGCUGUGUUUGUGUGUGAGUGUCAGUCCCCGGCUCUGCUUGUGUCUUUAGAGCCGAAUCUGAGUCUGCUGCUGGUGCUGCUCGUCUACGAACACCUGUCAAAUGGGAGCCGUUGUUUACCUUCAUAGCACACCCGUCCUUUUCGACGCAGUUAAGGGGUGAUCACCGGCCUUUAUCACAGCUUGGCUAAGAGAUACACCACAACAUAAACAGAGCUAGCUCAGCAUGGCGUUUUCUGAGUGCAUCCGGCCAGCAUUAAGCAACGACGCUUCCCCGUUUAGGACUACUUUUGCCCCCUUUAGUGUGUAUCCCCUGUAGGUGGGCGCAGUCUAAUUACUGGACUGCUGCUGCAUUUCGGAUCGGUAUUUGUGCUGUUGAGUUGUGUUGUUGGAGGAAACUCAUUUCAACAACUGUACGCUAGAAAUAAAAAGGGUAGCGAAUGUUAACGCUGUGUGAAACUCCUUUUUUACUGCCGUGUCACAGCCGGUUUCCAAAAGCGUUUUGUUGAUAAAUCCUCCACCGCAACUGCGACUACUUUGUGGAAGCUAGCUCGUUAGCUUAACUUAGUCACAACGUCAUUCAGUUUUGGGCUAACAUUGUCCUUGAGAGGCCUCAACUUCAAGUCAUAUUUACAUUAUAGUCUCAGUGUUGACAACUGGCAUUAACGUAUUAGUCAGAAUGGGAUAAACUGGUUAAAGGUGGUAGAGUUUUUCGAUGCGGAAUGUGUGCUAACGCUACGUUAGCAGGAUGAGCUAGCUAUGGUUAGCUCAGUUUAAUUCAUUCGUUAGCCAGGUGAAGAAACGACGUCAGUUUGUGCCUUUGCUGCCAGAACUAGAUUUUUAAUGACUAUAUAUGUUUUGUUUGAACUCCGAACUCUCAUGUGAAGAUUUUCUCGACAUUUUCCAGGAAUGUCAUCACUGCUAAGUUAGCUCGCAAACCCGCUAACCGGAGGAGCUACUACGUCUUCUAGCCUCUGUACUUUGAAAGCCAAAUAAUGAAAAUGGCAGCCUGUUUUGGCCGUCGUUAGUCAGUAACCCCAGGUGCUACCGAAUGAAAGAGGCUUUUGAUACGGGGCUUUGCAAAAUGUCUGACUUCCAAGGUUCAUAAAACACCAUUUUAGUCAUCAAUAUAAUGGUUUACAGUGGGUGCAGUUACAGAGAGAAGAUCCCCGAUGUUGCCAAGUUGGAUUCAGUGAUGAUGUGUACUUUACAGAGUAGAUUUAAGUUAAUUUUGCACUGCCUUAUUAGAUUUCAAUAUUGAUUUAACACACCCUUUCAAUACUCAAGAGUAGUUUGGUUAUUGAUUUGUGAUAUCCACUGUUUAGCUGUCUACCUGCUAUACUGCCAGAUGCAACCUCACCUCUCUACCACUUACUGUUAAAUCAUACCAGAUCAACAUGUAUAUGUAUGAAAGCCUUAAGAGGACAUUCAUCCAUGUGUUUUUUUAGUGACAGAGUUAAUUUCAGUCUUUUUCUUCACAUUAGAUGACCACGACUCAUAUUCUAAAGCUGUAAAAGCUCAAAACAAACAUCAGGUUUCUUACACACUGCCAUUUCAGGGCAGGAUAUUUACACUCCUAUUACUCCUCCUCUUCGCUGUGUAAUGCACAGAGGUGUAAUCCAUCUUUGGAGGUAGACACAGAAGCGUAACAUGGGGAAGGUAGUCAUAUGUGAAGCACAGCUGCCUCCUGCACUUUUGCAACACUGUGGUGUAAUUUGUAAUCUCACACUUGAACACCAAUAUUAGGCCGUUUUGGGGUCCUAUAUGUAAGUGCAAAGGCGUAGUUGCACUAGCACUGUUAUAGAGUUGGCAAUGUAGAAAGGCAUAACUUACUCACUAGCAAAAGGAAUGACAUAGCAGCAUGGUACCAACCUUUCAUCUAGCUUUUGGCAUGCUAGAAAAUCAUCCCAUUGUUAGGUGAAAAAAAACAUUGCUAUUUGGAGACAUUUAGAUUAAUUAAUAGAAAAAUUAGCAACAAGAUAAACAUGUGAAAGUCUCCAAAACUAUCCUUUGCUACUAGAUGUUAUUUACUAGGAUGCCACAGACUCUGUACUGUCGAACUGUAACCCCCGACUAUUAAAUCUAAACUUAAUUGUCUCAACAACUUAAAGGUUUUAGAGACGCAGUCCUGAAACUGCAGCCUCUAACUCUGCAUAUUCAUUCACAUAAUAUUGGAUAAUAGAGUAAAUGAAGUGUAUAGAUGCAUGUCUGCUUAGGGCUUCUGUAAAUGAGACUGUUUCCAGGAAGAGCAAGGUUAUUGAGUCUGGUGUCAUUUGUUACAAAUUGAAUAACACUGAAGAAUAAUACAGCCAUGAUACUUCCGUUUAGCAGGUACAUACUUAAAGAAUUGUUGUAUCUGUAGGAAAUUAACAUAACAACACCUGAGUCGUGCAGUUAUGUUUACCUUAAACCUCCAGGGAACCAAGACCCUGACAUGUCAUUAAUAUCUUGAUUAUCAGGGGUGAAAACCAGCUUCUCUAACACUUACAUUUUAUGAGAUCCUUUUCCAUGACAGCUAAGUAAGCAACUUUUAUUUUGCCAGGCAUCUUGACAUCCACAGUAUCUCGACUACAAACAGUAUUGUUCGCCUGGAGGGGCUCUAGGUACAGUACAACUUCUGUUGUAUAGCAGUCUAUAAUUGACAAAGUAUACAGCAUAAAGAAGUCGAGCUGCUUUUAAACUGGAAGGAUGAGUAGGACGAGCUAUCAACAACAUCUUUCUCAGACUAUCACAUCAGCUUUUUCAUGGUCUUGUAAAAAGUCAGUUUUUUUAAGCUCAUGUGUUUCUUAAAUGGACCUAAACCAGUCAACUGCUGUAGCUGGUUCAGUCAGUCUGUAAGGCCGCAAAGCAUUUCAGUUUGACUUCUUGCAUAAGCAUGGUUGCUUUAUCCACCUGUUUGUUUGGACGGCAAGUGUUUACAUAAUCUUAGGAUUAAUGAAGGAGUUUGUACAUUAAAUGUUUAAUGCUAGCAUAGAUUUCCAGUGAUGUCACCUCAUUACUCAUGCCCACAUGUCUAGUCUUAGUAAGCCCCAGUACUGUUAACAGCACCACCUUGUUGCAUGUGAUGUUUGUUGUCCAAGACUCGGCUAUUAAAAGUUUUAAAAGCAAGUUUUCCGAGGUAGGUCAUUAGCUCUAUCUUUUAGAGGAUGAAUUCAUGUUACUUGUGAGGAUAUUUCUCAGCAUGUGUAUUAACGGUCUUGUUAAACCAACUGUUUCUUUGUGCACAGAGGUGGCUAUAAUUAAAUCUGGAAUUAGUGUGGCCCCCUGUGCAAACUCAUUGGGUGGAAACGUUGCCUUUUUUUGGGCCGAUGUCCAGGGAUGAGCUAGAGUGAGGAAAGAAUUUGAUUUGCAGUGCCGCUCUUCAGACCUAACCAUCUCUGGAGACGAGCAGCCGCUCUGUGUAGAGUGUGUCUGUGUGUGUGAGUGUUGGAGAGACCAGCAUGUGAUCCAGGGGUUUGGGGGUCUUUAUAAAGGAGUUGAAGAAGGCGAUGCAAGGAUUCUUGUUUAAAGUGUUAAUCCCAGACUUGCAGAGAGGUCAGGCUGAUGUUAGUCUCCUUUGAUGAUGUGAAGAAAAGAUGGACAGAGAAGUUAUUUGAUGUCUUUAUUUUUCCUUCUUGAUUUCAGAUGGUGAACUCUGCCAAUUCUUUUAAGACACUUUCAAGUUUCAGAAAAUAGAAAUCAAAACUUUCCUGUCAUUUGAAUGCCUGACCUCUGGCUUUGUUGUGAAGUGUGUCAUGUUGUUACAUGAGGGCUCACUCCUCACUCAUAUCACUCCCAGCCAGUGACCGGUGCGGGGGUUAUAAAUACCCGUCCGCCACAAGUUCUCCUAACUGGGUUUCAGGAGAUGAUACUAAGUUUGGGUAUGACUCAGUCUGUAACUCUGCUUUGUACUGCAACUCUGGCAUGAACUCACAUUUAGGCAAGAGGUUAUGUCUUCAUGUGAGUCACAGACCUUCAGCCACUUAAUAAAUGAUUUGUUGCAGAGGGACUUAUAAACACAAUGUCUUUUGUUGUUUUGAUUCAUGAUGAGGACCAUUACAGGCCCUCUUUUGCAAUGGACAGGACAUUGUUAGGUUUAAAUCUGAGCCAAUAACACCGGACAUCUAAAGUUUUUGGUACAGAGGCAUCAGAGUGACAGCGUUAGGGCCCAACAGAUAUGGAUUUUUUGGGGCCGAUGCUGAUACCGAUUAUUAGGGGGGGGGGGGGCGAGGCGAUUACCCAUUAAUCGGCCCAUAUCUACAGUAUACUAUAAACUGUAGAUGUACUGUACGCUACUGCUCUCCACGCCGGCAGGAAGACCGACUGAUCAAACUUGGACCAGAAAAGUGUUUUCAACUACUACUACUACUACCCCAUGCACCCACCCACCAAUCAGUGCCUCUGCAUCUUAACUCGUGUUACUCAUUUCCGGUCCGGUCUCAUCUGGAGACAUGCGGCUGCCCCAAUAAGAGAAGUAGCUUGUUAGCUCGAUCACGUAAUGUCUACUGUUGUUUAUUCUACCGUUACUGGCACGGCUAACGGUGUAGCAAGGCUAAUAGCAGAUGGCUAACUCUAACUUUAGCUUGCAUAUUACAUGGUGCUUCACCAUUAACUCGGCAUGACCGAGACCAGGAACAUCGUGAAGUGGGUCGAACUGAAACUUGUUGACUUAUUGUUUUUUUCACAAACUGGUUUAUUUACCGUUGAGGCGGACCACUCUCCUCCGUGCAUCCCUGAGCUGCCUGCUUCAGAUCCGUCACUCUGCUGUGCUGUGAGGUAGUUAGUGGAUGAAGACUGUCAUGAGGUCGCUGUGCAAUCUACAGGAUAAGUCGGAGAAACUUUUGAAGUGGCGGAACAUUUUAGAAGUGAAACCGAAUCUUAUUCUCUGCAUUUUACUUCUGAAAAUAUUGGCCGAUUACCGAUUAGUCACAAAUGGGCUGAAAUUGGCCGAUUUAAUCCUCUGAUGGUCUGAGACAUCACUGGUCAGCAGAAGUUUGAUAUACCAGUAAACAAUAAUACAGUCCAGUAUGUUAGAAGUACAAUCAGAAAUGUUACUCUCAGAUAUACAUAUUAUUUGAUAUUGAUAAUGUUAUGAUACAGUACAAUUUGGUGUGAUACAGUGUAAUACAAUAUGAUUCAAUGUAAGAAACAUGAGUAUUGUUGGCAUAAAGACCUUCACAGAGAGGUAUACAGCAUAUUGUUUACCUUUGAUAAGUAAAUAUUUAAUGACUUGUAUACAUCCAUCUUAACUAACAACUCUGGAAAAACCUUUCAUUUGCGGUCAGCCUCGAGGUUUUCACAUUUCCCUUUUCCAGGUCGAGGUAUACCGAGGUAGAGGAGGUCACCCAAAUACAAACAGCACGGAUUCAGGUUGCAGUCAAGUGAAUGAGGGGUUCUGUAGACAAGCGGAGAUUCCAGAUCUCGUUGGCUAAACUCGUCUCAUAGGGUAGCAUUCCAAGUCCUGUCGUCCCGGCCUGUGCAUUCCUCACAUGACAGUCGCUGGAAACCAUGGCAAAGACAGAGCAGAGCAGACAUUCCUCAGCUGUCACCUAAACCCCUCCCCUCCAGUCACUGCCUCUCUCUCUGUCUCUCUGUCUCUGUGUCUCUCUGGCUCGCCUGUCCCUGUAUAAUGCCAAGGCCCUGGCUGACUGUUGCCCACUGAGCUCCAUCAAGGCAAUUAGCGUGGAGGUAACCAGGGCUUGUCGCCUCACACAGGAAAAUCUCCACACUGACCCACACCUGAACUUUUGUCUCUUAGCGUCCAUGAUCCUGUGGACCAAGGUGACAUGACUCGGCUCGGCUUAACAUGUCCGAGUCGGGUAUUACAAUGCCUUCGCUCUGUUGACAUUACACACCCUCAUUAUGGCGCUGAAGUCGACGAACAUUAUCUCGCUCCGUCUCCAUGACAACAACUCAGGCAAGGUUGCUAGUUGCUUGUGUUGGUGGAUUUGCAUGUACAGAGUGGGAGUUGCAUAACACAGUGAGACAGCGAGAGAGAGCGAGAGAGAAAGUGAGUGUUUGGCAGCAGUUAGAAAUGAGAAUCAACCUCUAUGAAUCUUGUAAUGGAACAAUUACAGAGCAUGUGAUGGGAGAAGGGUGGCGGUGUGGCUGUUUCCCUUCAUCCACAGCAGCAUCGCUCAUAUCAACACAUUACAUAAUUGCCACCGAUCUCACUGCAGCCCCAGCUAUGAGACUCUCAGCUGCGCCUGAGAGAGCUGAAAAGAAAAGCUUUCGACAUGUCCCUGUCCUCUUGACAAAGACAUCAUGGCAUCCUCUUACACAGCUCCAGCGUUAUGUCUUUCUGCCUGAGGGAGAAAAUCCUGCCAUCUCAUGUGGAGAGGCCCCCUCUUCAGAGCAUCGCAUUGCAUUACUGAGCUUCCCUGUUGCGCUCACCUGUUUUGCUAGCUUACACAACAGAAGAAGGUUAGUUAUUCAACACUCAAAAAUCUGUCAGGGCUCUAGCUUGGUAAUCUUUUGGUGCAAUAACUCCAAGAUUUAAGAACUGUUAGAUAAAGACUAUUGAGGAUUACAUUUUUGUUGUUUUGUGGGUGAGAUGUAACACACAGUGUUGGUUGAAGUGUUCAGCAGUUUGUGGAGGUGUACAACAAGGCUCACAUGACACUUUUAGGGUAUACUGAUCUAUGAGUGCACAAAAGGAGUGCUGUUGGACUUUCGUCAGACAGGCGCUGAGCUGCAUGUUUUACAUAUUAAAACCAAAAUAAAAAAGCAAAUACUAAGACCAAUCCCAAUGCAGGAUAAAAAGAGAGUUAGCUCAUUGUGAGGUUAGGGCCUACUUCAGACUGGAUGCAUGUUGGCUGAGUGUGCUGUCGCUCUCAGCUUUGUCUGUCCCACAAGUUUUUCCCAUAAUAAAGUUGCAAACUAUCUAUAAUUGAAAUGUCAGAAGUCAUCAGGACGUGUUAUUUACAAGGACAAUGGCCACCUCUCCUAUGCUAAUCACUCUUCACUCAACAAGCUGUUACUCAUACAAGAGUCGUUCCAAGGUUAAGCGUUUUAAAUUAAAAAUGGCUCCUUAUUUCAAAUUUAAAACACCAGCAGCUGUGUACACAGAUACCCACACAUGGUAAAUAUAUCACCUGUAUCCUGUCAAUUUGAUCUGUGCAGUUAAUUUAAUUUACUUCUUUCCGUAUGAGGAGACACUUUCAGGUGUUGAAACCAUUUCAGGAGAUUGUAUCUUAAGGAAACAAUGUUGUUUAUAUUUACAAUGGGUGCUUAAUGUACACAUGGACGCUAGCGAAGCAGAGAGUCAGACAGGAGAUGUAUUAAAAGGAAAUUGCACAAGAGGAAAUAUUUCCAGUAAACUGAUGUUAUUGAAUAGUAAACAUGCGGCAAUCAUGAUACGACAACAUUUGUUUUCCAGAAGUUCAGCAGAAAUAAAAAGCUGUGUGAGUGUCUUAAUUGAACGAAAAACUGUUAUGGGCAAAAUUUCAGAAUCAAAGUGUUGUGUAAAAAUGAAGGGAAUCUUCCUGCAGAACAAAAACAGGCCUUUCUUUUACCUUGAAAAAUCAUUCCACAAGGGCUGCCAUAGCAUAUUUGUAUGCCUUGAGCAUAAAUAAACCUGAUGCAACUCUAGGCAACCCCUCUAUUCGUCUGAUUUUUGGUGCAUGAGAUUCACUUUUCAUGCCAACAGUCUGAUCUGUUGACACGCACACCGAAAUGACAAGCAAGCUGGUCCAGAGCCAUCACGCAACUGACAUGCACCAAGUUUGAGGUAGCUGUAAGGCUCAGUGCUUCUCAUCUGACCUUUGAAAAAGCAGGUUAGGUGUGCAGCACAAGUUACUAUGUUCUCACUUACCCUUUUAGUAAUUAAAAUCACCAGGUUGAUCAAAACUGUCAGGUAGCCACAGUUCUUGCGCCAUGGUUAUAACGCUUCUGGUCCUUUUGAAUGCCUGUGAACUCCUUGCUUUGGUUAGAGACGCUUGCUACAGUAAAAGGAAGUUUGUGGAUGGCUCAUUUGUUAGAGAUAAUGCCUUGAUUUGGUACUUUGACACCACCAGUCUGACUUUUAAGUGCUUUCUUUCAGCUUUAGAGACGUGUUGAAAUAAGUUUCUCUGUAAACACACCGCAAUCUGAUCAACUUAACUAGUGAAAGCGGAGUCCUGUAGAUCUGACUUUAAAGGGGUAUGAGCAUGUAGAUGGGCCUCCAGUCAAUAUUAAACAAACUGCACAACCGUGUUUGCCAAAUAAAUGUAUAUGUAAUCCCAGUAUGUAGUCUGAAACAGGAUCUCUGUUCACAUACCAUCUCUGCCCAUUGUAGAAGAAGUCUGCUUUCACAUCACAUUUCCUGCAAGAGGUUGCACAAGGCUCCCAGCUUCUUUGUUUUGGCUUCAGGCUGCCGUACAGUAGCAGCUACUCACUCAUGCAUUUCUAACAUAUUGCAGAAUACAUUAAAAUCCAACUUAAUAAUUCAUGGACUGGAAUCUAGACAGUCUAGAUUUUGAUGUUCUUUGUCUAGCUCAGAAAAAUCAGCUACCAGUCGUCUCACUGUUAUGGUAUUUUGUUAUAACUAAUAUUAAGACUUAAUAAGGCUCGCUGUAUGAGUUAUGAUGGUAUAUAAUUUAAUUUUGAUGUGUCAAAACAUGGUCUAAAAGCAUGAGUCACGCCGUUUGCUGCGAGUGGAGUGCCUUCAAUAGAGUAAUCAUAAUUUAAUUUCAUUCAGCCCCUUGUUGUUGUCCCUCAUAAUCUUGAUGAACGAUCAGUUUCCAAAGGGUACAGCCGAGGAAAUAUUAUUGCAUCAUAAAAUUAUGAACCACAUGAAACAAAGCAGGUCUUGCAGAAGUAAAUUGUAACCCCUCUAUUGAGUUCAAACAGAUGGCUGGAGCAACAUUAGGGAUACGGGGAAGGAAGCAUGUCUGGGUCAAUAUGGAUCAAAGCCAGCAAGCAGAAACAAUAGCAGAGGGACAGAUAAAGGAAAAUUUUAUUCAUUUUCAGCCCGAUCCUCCCGGUCUUCGUUUUCAUGAUCAAUACGAAACUGGUUUGUGCACAUUUUGUGUCUUUUUGGGGUUGUUUUGAUUCCCCUCAGAUGCGCCAUAAAUGCACUACAAGUGAGAUAAACAACACUCUAUCAUUUUAGCUCCUUACGCUGAAGUAUAGAUCACUGCAUGCAUGGUUGAAUUCCUGUCUGUUAUGAAUCACUCUAACCCCAGCAUGCUUAGGUGUUAAUUUUAGCAGCAGAGUCCCCGAACACGUCUAUUUUACCUGUGUGUAAUUGUCAGGUCUCUCCUUGUCAAGCUGGCUCUGUGUUCUGUUCCAUUCAACCGUCCUACCAAACCCCGUAAUCAACUGCAGGAAGUCCUCGCAGGGGUGUUUGCGCGCCAAUGCUUCGCAACACAGCCCGGGUCAUCUGCUGAUUGUGACACGUCAGUGUUGUUUCCUUACAGAGUGUGUCACGGUAACAUGAAUGACUUUGAAAGUAUGCAGCCGCAUAAACAGAAAACGUCAAACUGCAGAUGGUAUCUGAAACCACUCACAAGUAAAUGUAAAUUAUUAAGAAUAAACUUUUAUUUAUAGCAACUAAAUAUAGAAGGGUAGCUUUACAAAGAUUUUCACACAUUGAUACAGAGUGUAGAUAGUAACCCACACCUUGAUCUUCAGGAUAAAACUUCAUUUUCAAUUUCUGUAGCGUGUUUUGUCACAGUUUGCACCUCCAACCUUCAGAGUCAUGAUGUGAAGCAGCCAAAAAAAGCCAAACAACACUUUCCACUGGAAGCAUUGUGAAUGUUUUGGACUUUAGAGAAGUGGUUAGUCAGUAAGAUCACAUGCUCUACGCAAACAACAACAGUGCUCUGAUGACCUAUUCACUCAGAAUGACUCAGAAAUUGUCUCGUGGCAAACUUCAGUAGUAUUAGAUCGCCGUCCGAAGAAUCAGUGUAGUAUCACAUCAUGAUGUAACAAGUGAUAGACGCCCUGAAGGGAUUCAUAGGAAAAGUGUACUCAGACUAUGCAGUGUUAAGUGUCCAUUUAGCUCCCUAAACUGCAGUAAAGAUAUUUCCCCUAACUUGCAUGUCUCAGAUAACUGGUCUGCAUCCCAGCUCUCUCCAUGAACCUGGUGUGCUAAUGCAUAGCAGGGCUGAAACGCCAGAGGCCGUCCUGCUGGUGGAUCUGGAACAGUGAGGGCUCUCUGAAGUAUUUCAGAUGAGAGUUGCUGCUGCUGCAGGUUGGAACUGGUUCACUUGGGGUCGUAAGGAGAAUUCCUCAGCGGAGUAAACCUGCUGCCACGUAUAUGAGCCGGGCUGACUGCAUUUCCACAGUUAGGGUAUGGAGUGGACCCACGUGGACUUGACCUUGUCUGAAAGCUCAUUGGGUGUACUUUUUGAUUCUACUUGCCGCAUGUAAUCAUUGCAUUGGCGUCACUGUACACCACUUUGAUUUUUUUUCCACAUGGGACGUUGUAGAUCUUUUAAGAGGUUUUGCAAAAGUUUCCAACAUUAAGACAUUUAAAGGCUUUUAGUUUAAAUCAGAUUGAAGAAACUGACCACAAUGAACGAGUGCCCAUGAUUCUCCCCUUUCUCUGCCCCCUCUCCAGGCCCUGCAUAGUAUCGAGCUGCUGUGAAAUGUUUGUGUGAUGACCUCAGCUUGUUUUUUUUUUUUUUCCCACCCGGUGGCACAUAGUGUCUGUCUUCCACUUAAGCCAGGUCUUCUUGAAGCUGUCUCGCUGUUGUUUGCUCGGCGGCAGUCACAUGCCUCAUGCGGGGUGUUUUUUAUGAGCUGCUUUUGAACUGAAAACACCUGGACGCAGAGGCUCUGUGAAUUCCUCAUUGUCUUACAGAGCAGCGAGUACAAUUAAGGCGAAGGGCUCAUGUCCAUUUGUUGUCUGUUACAAGGGUGAGGCUGCAUUCUUUCCAUUUAUACUUGAAAUGGCUGCAUCUUCAGAUGAUGUAAUGAGGGGUAAAGGUGAAAAUUGCAGCACAUGAUAUCUGACGCGCUUGUAGGAAAAAUAAAUCAUGACUAUUCCAUGAAACAGUAGUAAUAAUAUUGGACUUGACAGAUAAGGUAAAGGCUUUUGGAGCUUGUAUGUUGCUGCUCUUCCUCUUGAUUGGCAUUGAUUUUUGUCAGUGAUGAUCCAUGAGUGGCCAUGAGAUUAAAUGGAUACUGCUGUUAGCUGUGAUGCUAGCCCAUUAGCCUUCUCCUGAGUGAGUCUCUUCCUGAGAUUAAUAGCUGUGUCAGGAAACUGGCCUGGACCUUGACAGUCGGAGUACUUUGGCUCUUGGUUCAUAUGGAUUGCAUUGCUUCAGCGUAAGGAAGACACUCGUGUUUUUCUCGUGAUGGAUCUGUUUUUAAAGUGGUACUGAAGGUGAACUGCAAAAAAAAAACAAACAAAAAAAAAAACACGGAAAUAUUUAAUAAAAUAACAAUGUUUGUGUUCAUGAAAUACGUGUACAAUUGACCUUCAGGGCCACUGUAGUUAAGUCAUUUGAGAUACUUCCCAAUGGUUAGAUAUCUUGUUACAUGGUGUUUACUGGUAAGUGAGGCUGUACCUUACCUUAUGCCACUUUUUGUCUGUUUUUUACAAAUUACAUCUUGUAAAAAUCUAAACAUAUAUAUUUUGUUAAUGGUACCACAGUAUUGUAGUAUAUUGCAGGGGUGGGAGAAAAAAAUUGAUUUACAUAAGUAUCACGAAAUAUGGUUUCUGGAAUAGUCAGUAGACAAUCAUAAUCAUUCCAAUGUUUUAUCGCUGUUAAAAAUGCUGACUAAUAAUCGACGAUAUCGUAGAAUCCCAAUUGAAAUCGAAUCAGCAUCCCAAAAAAUCGCAGAAGAAUUGAAUCAGGAGAGGCAUGUCAUCCUAGCCCUACCACUUAGUAUUGAAAACAAAUGAUUAGCAAAUACUGUACUUUUUGAUAAAGAAAAUGAAUUAAGCAUUAAUUGAUUAACAGGUUGAACUAAAGAUAUGCGAAGAAAACAUCAUUUCCGGUGUUAAGCUAAGAGAGGACACAAACCCAUAAAAUUCUAAUAAUAAACUGGACUCCAAAAGAGCAGAAACUAUGUACCUGAACAGUCAUUGCAUCUUGCUUUAAAUUUAAUUUUACCUCCAUGUUUUAUGGAGCAUAAGUGUCCGGUCAGUGAGUCCAAUCAAGCUGGACUCUUAAUAGACUGUUUGAUGAAUAAUUAAUGAACCAGCCCACUCAUCCAGCUGCGUACAGAGAUAAAUAUUCACCACAAUGCAGUGCUAUGACACAGUCAACAAUUUAUAAACCGUGAUGUAAAAGUGAUGCUUCUGAUGCGUCAUCUGGACAUAGAUGUGUGUGUAAUGGCCGUCAGCUGCUGAUAUUAAUUAUUCAUUGUAAAUGUUGCGACCCGUCCAAUAAGGCAGUUACAUUUGCAUCCAUCUCCCUUUGGGUGCUCUGCUGGAGGUGUUAACAACUGUAAAAACAGAUCUGUGCUCUGUGGUAUCAGGUCGAGUAAGGGGGCGCAUUGCUCUUCUCUUCUCACCGAGGUGCUGAUGGGAGGAGGGAUCAGAGCGUUGGAGAUUUCAGGCCAGAGAGGAACAGGAAGUGACUGUUUAUUUUUCUCAUUUCCUCUUUGAGGCUCCACUAGUGAGCCUGCUUCUUCCACUCCCUCUUCUUUAUUACUGACGCGAGCCAAAGCCAAGAUAUAUGUACACACAUGUAAGCAGCACAAAACUAUCAAUAAAAGGGAGUAAAUGUACAUUCUUAUGAGGAAUAGAUAAGGUGUCAGAUUUUCCACUUGUUUGUGGUUUAGUUUAUAACUGCUUUCUGUCCUAGUUAAAAGGUUUGCAGUUUUAACUUGUUCAGGCUGCACAACAGAUGAAAAGCACUUAAAGAUCUGUGCGUGAGGUGUGAAAUCUAGUGUGCAUGUGCUAUUUUUUCUUCAAUAACACAGUCCGAAAAUGCAGAUAAUUGGCACAAAGAUUUGCUCAGAUCCUCUAACUGGUAGUGGGUAAAAAUCAAUAAUAAACAUAGAAGGAUUACGCAUAGUAUUGACCUCAUACAGUAAUUGGGAGCUUACCCUGGCAAACAUCUUUAUUUAAUAGUUUUAAACUGCAGUCAUUCUCAAAGAAGCACAAUUUGAGUGCUCUAUUACUAUUGAGUCACAUAACAUUAACAUGCCUGCUUUGAUAUAACAUCUGACCAGCAUUUCAGGCCUACAACAAUAAGACUAUACAGUUAAUUCUGGUUCUAUUUAGUGAGUGUUUAGUUGUUUGGACGACCAUCCUUUCUUGUAGCUCUUAUAUAAUAACAUUUACUCGUGUAACAAGCACCUCAAAGAUGCUUUACAAUUUGUAAAAACCAACAGCAGAGCUCAGAUGUAUCAAACGUUUGAAAAAACAAUGUUCAAAAGUGAUUUAUGAUGAAAUACUUCGUGACUGAUGGGACUUGUUAAUUAUGUACUUUCAUACAUUAAUGAGUCUUGCCAAUUUUCAAACCCAUUUAGACUUGUUUAAUUAGUUUUGGCCUUUGCGUGACACUUUGAUAGCACUCCAGCUUGCAUUGUGUCGCAGUUGAUACUCUGUUGUGGAUCCAUAUUUUUGCUCUAAUGGCUAUAAAUUAGGAGAAUGCCUGCUGGGCAGAUCCUGGCACCCGCACUAUCCAUUUAACCUCCCGGGUCCCAGUGCUUGUUGGCGUGAGUGGGGACAUGGUGCCAGUACGCAGGGGGAAAAAAGGAGAGGUGGGGGGUGCAGUGUGGACCAUUCUCAAUGCCUCUUUAGUCGACUGACUGUCAGUGAGUGCUGACUGAGCUUUCUACUGUCCUCCGUGUUGCCUCCACAUAAGGCUUCUAUUAUAUGGAAAUAUCAACAGAGGUUGUAUUCUGCCAUCUCUCCGUGGCUAUAUGACCUCUCUGCCUCCACCCCCCUGGUGCCCCCCUCUCGCCUUUGGACCCCUCACAUGGAAACUAAUUUGGCUCUCAAGUGGGGCUAUUGUUUUGGCUGCCGAGCGAAAAGCCCAAGUGAAACAUACAGUUACAAUCUCGCCGGCAUUUUUUUUUUCUCCCACCCCCUCUCUCUUCCUCAAUCCUGGUCUUCUUUUUCCAUGGGAAUCCCAGGGCCAUAUAUGGUCGUCCUCAGUGGCAGGAGCAGCAGCUAGAUUGCUGAAGGCUGAGGCUAUGUGUGUGUGCGUGUAAGUGUAUGGAUGUGUGUGUGUGUAGUCUGGUUACAGCUCCCAGCAGAGCUCAUCUAGUGGAGGGACCCAGCUGGUCGCCCCGCAGCGCUCUAACCCUCCCCCUCGUACCCUCUGGCCUCAUGAACCCUGCCAAUAGCACAGGAGCUGUGAGCUCUUUGUCUCUGGCAUAAACACACACACAUACACAAAUUCACACCACUUUACACCACCAACAUUAACGCUGUAGCUGUCUUACAAAUAUAGAUUUGCUCCUCUUCAUUUUCUGCCCAUUUAUUCAUCCCUUGAUUGUUCUGUUAAAUUAAUUUAUUUGAUUUUACCUUUUCACCUCAUCGUCUAGACCGAUCCGCCUGUAACACACACACACACAUACACAUGCAAACGCAGACACAUAACGCACUCAUACUUACAUGCAGGCGGUAAGAAGGAAUUCCUUUUGUGGAAGUGGCUGCGCGCCUCUGAGCCAAUGACGUAGCCCCGCGAGGAGUGGCCAAAGCGCUGAUGCCUGAAGCCCCAAGGCUAGGAGUAUUACUUAUCUGGGAAUUUCUCCACUGGUAUGCUAGUCCAGGGCCUCUGCUGCUUACUGGUUAGGUGGCUGCAGAGAGGAUUGUAUACUUCUAGAGGGUGAGGGGGAGAAAAAGCUGAUUUGUUGUUGCUUUAUAAGGAAGAAAACUAGCCUUUCUCUUUGAGGAGGAACGUGAAACAAGCUCUUUGUUUUUAAGCUUUACUGUAAAUGCCUUUUUAACAACUUAUGGACUCUUUUUGUCUGUAGUUUGUACAUACAGCCAUCAUUUAAUUCACUGCAUCUUGAGUUUGGUUUUGUAUGCUUUCGAUUGUGUUCCUCGAGAGAGAAAUAGAAGUGGUAUCACAUUUCUUCUCCACAUGCCAAGCUUUCUUGUGUGGUUUUUCCGUUGCUUUGAUCCUAAUCACAAUCGUAGUAAAAAGUCUGUUGCGGGUUUCGGGGGUUUGAACAGCUGUCACAGACAUUCACGGCGAUAAUCUCCCGGUUUGUUGCUGUUUUAGUUUUACAUUUAGCGACUGUUGCAUAAUCCGCAGACAUCCAAGAGCACAGUUUUCAUCAGGACUGUUUAUUCAGUUGAAAGUUCGGUUGUCCUUUAUGACAACUGUUGACAGUGAGGUCUGUGGAUUAUCCUGAAAGAAUCUGGACAUUGUUUCUGAAAAGACGCGUCUCUGUUGGAUGACAGUGCUCUAUGAUUGAGCACCACAAAGGAAAUUCCAUUCACCACCAUUGGCAAAUAAAGUGCAAAUCUGAACCGUGCAGAAGGUUGAAUAACACAAAGAAAACGAGCUCAAAAUAUUUGACAUUUUUGAGUCUAAUUAGGGUGUGUGUUGACUUCUACACAGAUGAUAGAAAUGUCGGCAGUUUUGACACUAAGGCACCUGACAAAAGUCAAAUGAAAUGAUUGAAAUAUAAUUAUAAAACUUUGAGUAUUUCAUACUUGAAUCCUCUUGUUUUUUCAUUUCUAAUCAUAGCGCUACAUCAAACUGACAACAUAUACACAUCUCAUGUAAUUCUGAAUUAAUUAAGGUGAAUUUACAUGGCAGCUCAGCUCACAUCCCCCCCAAGAGUUUUUUUAUUUUAUUUUCUUCUUUACCUAAGAACCAUAUCCAAGUUCAACAUUAGGAAUACUAAUUUGAUAUAUGUUUAUGAAGCUAGAAUAACUUAACAGGCUUGAGAACAUGGUAGCUCAGCUUGCAGCGCAUGAGGGUGUUUGGGACACUGGAUUUUUAUGAGUUAGUGUGUUUGUGUGUAGUUUUAUUACAGAGUUAGUUUGCAUCUUUUAUAGUGGACAAUUAACACUUAAGGAGAAACAAGGGCACAAAGAAACAAGGUAGCAGCAGCUCAGUUCGCAGCCCCUUUUAAUGUCCUAUACAAGCUUACACAAUGAUUGACACCAAUCGCCUCAAUAAGUGUCUUUGGUCUGAGUUGGUUAAAUGCAUUUUGAGUGUGGUUGUUUUUGUCAUCUUAUUUAAAGUAUGGAUUAAAUGGGUUAAAAGGGACUUUGUUUUCUUACGUGCAAAUAUAGUUUUUACAUGUGCUGUACAUUAAAAAAUCUGCCCAUUAAGCGUAACUUUUGUGUCACUAUACAUUCCCUCUCAUUGAAAAAUCUUCACGAAACACUGAACAGAGGCCUGUCCAUGAUGCCAUGUGCUACUGUAAGUGCCAAGCUCUUAAGAUGGCUAGAUACAUAUAAAUCAACCGCAUUAGCAAUGAAAAUUAAGCUUCUGUGUAAAUGAUUGUCUGUCUAAGGGUAAGAGCAGAAUCAUUUGUGUAGAAGUGAGUCUAAGAAAAGCUUCACCCUAAAUACCCGGAGAUCUGGCCUCUCUGAGUUUCAUCUCAGUGUAUUUGUCAUAACUGGGGCUGUAUAUGUUUUCGUUGUAUUUUUGAAGAUAUUGCAGGUAGCCAUCAUUUUUGUGUACUCCUUUAUAAAAUUUUAUUUUAUAACGAUCUCUUAUGUUACAUUUCGAUCCCUGGUUUUAGGCAUCAUCUGAUGGUCUUGGUAUCCACAUUUGACAGUCUCAAGUGUACACAACAAGUUUGGCUUGCUGCUCAGGCCUCCCUCAGCUGUACAAUGUGAAAAGGACACAACAGCAGCUUUCUGAAAGGAGCCUGAGCUGGCCAUCUGAGAGUGCAGUGAAAGGAAGUCAAGGAGGGGAGGGGUGUUCAAGUGUCUCCUUGAUGUGGAGUGCUGCUAAAUAAAGCUUGAAUCUUUCUACAUGAUGGGCCAGAAGAUAAUAAACCUACCUUUUUAUAAACACACAGUAGCUUUACUCCUUUACGGCAAUGUUAGGCUUGUCUGUUUGGAGUGAAACGUGGAGCAAGACUUCACAGUAACGUGUCCCCUAUGCUUGUGGAUUCAGUCACUUCAGUUUCUGGCAGGCGAUGAAGCUCAUGACCGUUCCUGCUGUGAAUUAGGUUCAUGUUUGUAUUUGUAUCUUUCACAUGCUUUUACUUAAAACCGAUCGUGUCCAGUGACAUGCGUACCUUUUUUAGAUUUAACAUUCUCAUAGUGUUUUAGUUUUACAACAGUAUUACUGUGAAAAAGGGAUUGUACGUGCAAAUGCAUGUUCACUUAAUGCAACCCUCAGAGAAAGAUAAUUUUAUACAUCACUGUGUGUGAAUGUGUGUUAACCAAAUCUAGGUCAGCUGAAUUUUGCUGUCACUCUGUAGUUUUAUUUUUAAACAUCUGCUUCAUUUAACUGGGCUCAAUGGUGGCUCAGUGGUUAAUGCAGUCAGAAGGUUCCAGGUUUGAAUUCUGUGUGGAGUUUGCAUCUUCUCCCUGUUCAUGCUGGGGUCCUCUCCAGGUUCUCAGGCUUCCUUCCAUGUGUAUUGUUGGUUAUCGCUAUAUGUCAGUCCUGUGAUGGACUGGUGAUCUGACCAGGGUGUACCCACCCACUACGGGUUGGAGAAAAAAUCGAUACAGCAUAAUAUCGCAAUAUUUUGUCUGGUGAUAUAUUGUAUCAUCUCAUUUAUCAAGUAUUGAUUUUUCAAAUUAUUUGCUAAUAUGAAGUCAAAUCUAUGAUAAUGGAAAAAUAAAAUCAACUGUUUGUCUAGUGACUGGGGGUAGUUGAAAACGCUUUUCUGGUCCGAGUUUGUUCAGUCUGUCGUCCUGUCGGCAUGAGGGGCAGUAGCCUACAGUAUAUCUACAGUAUAUAUAUAUUUUUUUAUAACUUAAUAAAAAUUUAAAAAAUCGGCGGAUUAAUCGGUAACCGAAUUUAUUUCCCCCAAAUAAUCGGUAUCGGCCCCAUAAAAAAUCCAUAUUGGUCGGUCCCUAAUAUAUCAGGUUUGUGAGAUGUGCUACAUGAAAAUAAAAUACAGCGUAAAUAAGACAAACAUAAAGGAAAGACAAAUGCUAAGUUACCUAAACAGUUACAAAAUUGGAUAAAACACAAUACAUUAUCACAAUACCUCAGCUUCCCUGAACUGGAUAAGCAGUAAAGAUAAUGGAUUCAUGGAUUUAUUUUACUGUUUGAAUUGUGAAAAGCUAGAGCUAAUAACAUGCCUUUCUCUGGCAUGGUUCUUUCGAAAUAAAGGUUCUUCAGUAACACAUCAACUACGCACUUCUAUUGUGAAAAUCUGUCAGAAAUGAAAGGUUGUUACCAUCAAAUUAGCUGAGUUUUUAGAGUUAACAUUAGCAAGAACUGAUGCAGUAUUCACAGUCAAUUGAGAUGCAUGAACGCUUAAGCAUGCACAGAACGUUUGGGCCAGUUUGAGUCUGAUUGAGCCAUAUACAUUACAGAGAAAACCACACUGAGUGGCUUAAUACCCCAAUACACAGGGUCUUAUGUGUCUUUCCAUGUCUGGUGCCUCUUGAACAAUAUUUUGAAUUGGAUUAUAAUCGGUAACAGUGGCAGCCACUCAUUAGCGCUGCAGGGCAUGUCUCUUUUUUUUUUUGCCAUAAAAGGUCAUGAAAAUUUCCAGAUAACCGCCAAAAGCCAUCCCUGCAAGUGGUUAAAAAAAGAGAGAUGGCACCUGGAGACGCUCCAUUCAACGAGAGUUUUCUGAUGUUGUCUCACCGCCGCUUGCUCUCUUCACCGCCCGCACGGGCUGUCCAAGCAACCCCCGUGCGCUUCAUAAUGAAGUCUUUUCUCUAUUUAUUUAUGUUUCUUUCAAAAGCCCGACAAGGUCUGAACCCGUGUUCUCUUUUUGGCUUUGUCGUCAUGGCAACAGACUGGCCCUUUUUCUUAGGUGCAUGUCAUGGGUACAUUUUUGGGCCCCGCUCAGAGAAUGGCUUAGCUCAUCUUCUUUCAGGCGUUAGCGGGGAGUAGGGCUCAAAUUCCUCCAUAUUAUUUCAGGAUUAGAGUAGAGCGUAUGAGGGACACUAUAUUCUUUCUGUGCUAAUCUUCUCCAUAUUUAUCCCCAAUGGUUCAGGAGGGUUUAUUAAGUUAAUCAGUUGAUAGCGUUUAUAAUCAGUCCAACUUAGCUGGGGUUAAUUGAUGACUGUGUGAAGUUUUGAUAGUAUUAAGCAUUGUAUAUCUGGCAGUUACGGCUCCUUCUUAUCCAGUCGGGCCAGGACUAAUGACUUUUUCUGUCUUUUCCUUGGGUACUUCACUCUGUCUGGCAAAUUUCUCUUUCUUAAAGUGCCACUUGAGGUCAUUUCUUUCUUGACAAAUACAAGCUGAUUGUACAGUUACGUCUGGCUGAUGUUUAUUUGAACAGGUUCCCAUCAGCGUAAACCAGCUGACACAUUAAGUGAUUUUAAAGCCAGUGUUUUGAGGAGUUGGAAAAGAACAUGGUACGAGCUGUCCCGCGUUGUGAAAUAAGAUGCUAAGUGGUCUGUCACAACCUCAAGGAUCACAUAAGUUCUGCUGAAGUAUUACAGUAGAUCCUGCUGGAUUGGGUAUUACUACAAGUACAAACAUUAGUUUUAACUGUGGUCACCUGGUUAUUAAUUAUCCCAGCCUUAAAGUUUUCUCCCCUUUUCAUUAAAAGCAUUUUUUCUCAUGACGUGCUUUUAAAAUCCCUAUUUAUCAGUACUUACUCACAUCUGCCAUUGUGGAGAUUUCUCAGAUUUUGUUAAAUUCUUAUUAAACAUAUCAGAAAUGUUCUUUGCCUUUCCCACUCCGCUGGUAACCACAUCCCUCAAAACCUAAUGCUGCCUCAAAGCUAGCACACAGCAUACAUUAAACCCUAUUGACAAAUCAAAUGGAGCGUCCUGUGUCCAUCGAUUAGUUUAGUGCUUGAUUUUAUUUUACGUCAGCUUCCCAGAAGCCUCAGUUUCCAUUAGAGAUGCCCUUCCAUCAGGAAGGGUGGCAAGGACUCAUCCCUCAGUCCACCCUGAUAAACUAACACGAUACAUCAAGGAUUUCCCAGGUGUACGAUACACUGUUAGUCAGUAUGUUUUAAUCUCAAAUUUAACUGGUGAAUCCGUUUUUCAGACAUUUCUACAUCUGCAAACAUAGAUCUUGUUUUAUAUGAAAGGAUCAAGCUGUUAACCAGACAUUCUUCCAAGCCAAGUAAUGCUUUCCCUUUUUUUUCUUUAGCUGUACCAAGAUUGAAGUAUUUUUUAAGUAAGUGAACUUGAGAACAAUACUACUUAGCUUGCAUCUGCCUUUUAAAAAGCAUUAAAGUGGUGAACUUUUUACCCUAAUACUUUUUUUGACAGUGGUUUUUGCCUUGUUUUAUGACCUGACACCUUGACCACCAGCCCGUUUGAAUCCAAAAUGUUGAUCCUAAAGUCAGACUAUGCAAUCAUCAGAUUAGGCCAACACAGAGCCAUAGAUUCAUGACAUGACAAACUAUGUGGUAGUGUAAUGCUCGACUUCAUGUCCCAAAGGUGGCCUUAAUUUUUGACGAAUAACACCGGGUUAAGCAAUCAAUUUCCUGAAAACUCUGCAUCUCUCAGGUUGAGCUAUAGUAAUGCCUAUAACUUGUAGUGUUAUCUAUGCAUGAAGGAAUAAGACCUGACAACAAGCUGAGUCAUCUAGAGCUAGACCGACACUACAGCAGCUCAGCUCGCAGCCCCCAAACAUAUUGUGUCUGCUUUGGAACACCAGAGAAAACUUUGUCCUACUCAGAAGAAAUACUGAAGGUGUCGCGACCUGAAGACAAGCUGAGAACCUAGAAAAUAGUUAGUGGCAGCUCAGCCUGCAGCCCCCCAAAAUACUGUAUCUGCAAAGAGAAACUACUUGGUGAAGUAUUGUUUGACACUGCUGCAGUUCAUCUUCAGCAUUUUUAUCAGGUAGUCUUCACUGCUGUUUCAGACCGAUGACUUUCAGCUCUAGUAAAUGUAUCAUCAUCUGUUCAAGAGCCAAACUAAUAAAUGUUGGUGUUGUUAUUUGCAGAGUUAAGCCCCUCCUUAUCGAUGUCACUUUGAAUUCUAGUGUAGCCAGUUUGGUUUUUGGGUAGUUCUGCUAGAAAGUCUAAUUUUUUAUCCUGAGGUUUGUUUGUUUUUUCACUUAUUAGUCCCACUCUUCUUUUCCAUCCAUCUUCUUGCCUUCGCUCUUGACACUGUAUCAGAUCUUCUCCCUUCCUCAGACACACUAGCCAAACAGGUUUUAAAUGGCACCGUGUCUGAGAGUGAGUCACUACAUGUCUGAAUGUUUCGCUGCAAGCGCAGCACGGGUCUGAUAUGCCAAUCAGUGGGUUUAUUGUAAUGUGUGAGACAGGAUUAAACCCACAUUGUUUCUUAAAAUAACUGAGAUAUAACCUCAAUCCCACUCCUCUGCUCUGUUUGACUCACUCACCCUGCCUAAUGAACAAAAGAGCUUAAUGUUAGUUCAGUGUGGGGUUGCAAAACUCGGCUGCUCUGUCCUCCUCCUUCCUUUUUCAGAUGAAUAUGUAGAGGAUGCCGCAGCACUUUCUCUCAACUCUCCCCUUCUUUGUCCGGUGUAUCUGACCACUGGGCUACACAUAAUCUUGAUGCAGGCUGUCACUUCGGCACCUGUCAGCCGAGGACAAUUACAGCCAUUAAGGGAUUACCUUUGUUGGACUCUACUAGCUGCUAGGAGGAGCCAGCGGAGGAAGGUGACGUACCGAAGAGGGAGGUCACAGCCAGCGCUGCGUUCGCCUUAAGGGGCUUGUUUCCAUUCUUAGAGAGGGAGAGGACUUUGAAGAGAUAAUAAGCGCGCAGGGCUGACUGAGGGGGAGGAUUUAGAUGAGGGUAAGGAGGACAGUUUUCAGUGGAGAGGAAAGAGGCAAUCUCGUUUAUAUGUUUCUUUUUACAUGAUGCAUAAAGUGAAGGCUGAUUAACUGAAGCUGAUGUUGCCCAAUACCCCUGACAUCUUCUAUUAAAUUAUACUCCAACCCAUCACACAAACUCGCACAUAAAUCCAUAUGGUAUGUUAUUGAAUGGAAAAACGUAAAUGCAAAAAGCAGUUCAGUUUGGCUGGAAGCCUCCUCUCCAGAGGGACUUGAUUUAUACGCUUUUAUACAACUGUGUUUCGAAUGCAGUUUGAACAUAAACUGAACAUAUGUCUGGUAUUCCUGCUUUGUGUAUGUGCUAUAUUAUGAUGGAAAUAUUAAAAAUGCAAUUUAUGGACAGCUUGUGAAGAAAAAGAGCAGUCCUCCUGUUGUUGGGAAACAGAGGCAACACUAUGAAGACUAAGUGCGCUGCUGUACAGGCUGUUCAGGACAACAUGGCGACUUUGUUCAUUAAAACUCAGCACUCGGUCCUCAUGUGCCCUCAUAUGCAAUAUGAUUCUUUUAGCUGAUGGCUUAAAUAGUGCCAAUGCCUAUGUUGAGGUCUGACUGUACUGUACUUCACAUUAGCUUGUCAACAAUGCACUGAUCAAGCACUUGAAACUUGCCACACAUGGGAUAUGAGCCCAAAUCCGGUUACUGAUUCUUUAUUUUUAUACUUACUUAUCCAUUUGUUGAUUUGCACGUAGGAAAUUGAUGAUACAUGACAAAGGUCUUGGAUUGAGGCGUGAUAUUGAAAGUAAUGCUGCGUUCCAGUCAGCGUUUUUUUUCCAUUACGAAGACAUGACAAUGACGAGCUAAACAUGCGUCUUAGAUGACUAAAAUGUGACGAGACGAAUGUGCGUUUACGCUGACGAGACUUGACGAAAACGUUAGUGGUGGACGACGAACAGAGUUGCAAAAUUCAUGAGCAUUUCGUCAGUCGAACGCUAAACAUAUAUUCUGCAGUGUUGUUUUCGUCGACGAUGACGUUGACAAAUUAUUUUCAUCAACGUCAUUGUCAACGAAAACAACACUGGUUCGAGUUACCUCGGAAGUCAGAUGUCGGAGCUGAAAAUGAAGACACACCCCAGUUUCCGGCGUUUCAUUUGGCUACAUCUACAAAAGUUAUUUUAGCGCUUGCCUUAUAUUUGGACAAGCCAAGUGCUAAAAUAACUUUCGUAGAUAUAUCCAUCUUGUUUCUGCCUCCAAUUUUGCUUUUUUCCGACUUGGUAACUGAAACGCUGGUAACUCGGGUGUGACGUCAUUUUCAGCUCGGACUUCUGACUUCUAAGGUAACUCGAACGCAGCAUUAGACCUCUGGUGUUUGGAUUUAACAAGUAACCCUGCAAACUUGUGACUUCAAGCGGAAUGCCUAUGCUGUUGACAUAGUAACAGGUUGCAAGUUACCAAUUAAUAGGGUCACUUGUUGAACCAUAACACUGACAUGAUUACUCGUAACCUUGUAUCGUUGGAGAGCUUGUGUAGAGUAAAACAAGAAGGCAGCAUAAAUAUUACUGCUUCUACCAUUUCUCUUUUUUCAAUGUAUCUGUAAAAGUAAAACCAGAUAGUCGAAUUCUAAGGUCAACUGUGUUAUGGUAGAAGCUAAAGGGCUGUCAGAAGAUGUUUUUUUAUUUUUUUAUUUCAGAUAUGACCUGAUCUCUCUCAAAGUGACCACAAAUUAUUAGAUUGUUGAUUUUUAUUCAAAUUGCAUACUAAGACCUAAUCGUAAGACAACAAUAUUGAGCAUCCCACCCUGAGUACACUGUCAAUGAAGAUGGCUGCCUAACCCUAACCUUAAUAGCUGAUAGUAAAGCCAUGAUGCUGCACAUGUUUAGACCAAAUUAUGGACCUAGAUGGAGAUGAGAAAUUCCAGCUACAUCAUUUGCACACAAUCAGCUGACAAACCUGGAUGGUUUCAUUUCGCGUACCACUUUUAAAAUAAUAUCCUGUUUUCUCAUCUGCCCAGUAACACAGCCAGAUCCAGAGUCCAUCUGCACCUGGAGAAACUCUGCCUGAGCACUCACACACACACAACCCAUAACCGCAUCAUCCCACACAGACACACUGACAGACACACACACACACUGACAGACACACACACACACACACACACACAGUGAGAUAAGCUCAGUGAGGCCUCUGCAGGCGCUCUUCAGCUCUGGCCAUGUACGGCGGUUGUAAACGGCCCAAAUUUGGACAAGGAUUCCAGCCAGAUAGUCGUGUGCCCUAAACGUGAGGCCGCUGUGUGUAUCUGUGUGUUUCUGUUUCUCUUGACAACGCUUUUGUUGGCAUAGCAACCCCAGGAGAGAGAGAGAGGGAGAGGAGGAGGAGACGGUACAGGCGUGUGUUCAACAGUGGGGGUUGAAGGGGUUCAGAUGGCAAAGUGAACUUCUGUAUUUGAUAUAACUUGAUGGUAACUAUUCCAGAUUGAUGAUUAUUUAUUGAUAAUUUACAGUGGCUGCCACUCGAUCAGGUUGUUCAGUUAUUAGAUUGAUAGCUUAGAUUUACUGCUUAAAUUCUUAUGCAUCUUUCAUUUGAGGUAGCGUCUGAACCUUGUUAUGUUUGUGUGUGUCCUGAAUAAAGAGGGCACUGCAGGCCUCUCUCUCUCUCUCUCUCUCUUGCUGCAUUUCCUCGACUGUGUUGUUUUGGUUGUUAAGUAGAAAUCUGACCUCUUUGACAGCAGCUUUUCUUGGCCUCACAGAGGAGAGAGGGAGAGGGCUGAGUCCCUUGAGAACCUCAAGAAAUAUGUCCAUCUUAUGCUUUAAAAAAAAAAGUGGUCUUCUGAUAUCAUAAUGGCUGAUUAUGAGGAGUAUUUGCGAACAGUUCAAGGCCAGAGGGGUAAAAGUACAAAUUUGAAAAAUGCUAAUUCAUGUAACCAAACCCAGCCCACCGUACGCCCACCGUGGCGAGAUUCCUGCAUCUUAAUGGAGGCAAAUUUAAGACACCUCCCACAGUAUGAAUCAGACGUUCCUAAAUUACAUACCUCCCACUGAUAGCAGCAAAUGAUUUCUGAGGGUAUCUCUCUUCGUUAUGACACCAUCACCAGUCAGAUUCGGAAAAUGGAAAGAAAGACAAAAUUACAGUAAAGAAAUGAAAUAUGUUUGUGAUUAUCAGUCAUCAGCUUCUUUGAACUCAUGUGGGGGAGUUUUUCGCUGGUUAUCAGACAGUCUGAAAUCUACAUUAAUGCCUCUAUUUAAGCUGAAAUACAAACAGGACAGUUAGUAAAAGGAGUGGUAAUUUCAAUAUUGUUAUUUUCAAACCCUGAACUGCUACUUGAGGCAGAGCUGUCAGACAAAGUUGUUAAGUCGGAGCUUAAAUUUCUGUUUAACCAGCAAGGACAUUAGUCACUGUAGAACAUCCUGAUUAAAAUAAAGAAAACAGCAUUAGCACUUUGCAAGAACUCAUGGGAACAGGCAGAAACCUCAAGCAGAACCAGACUGAGUGAACAACCAUCUGUGGUACCCAGGUGGAAGUGAAAAUGGUAUAUAAAGAGAAACAGAAAGAGAGAAACAAACAGACCAGUCGGUAACUCUCCAGAGAUUCUUUGAUACGCUCCAAUUUCCUUCCCCCCAAAGAGGUGUCUGAUGAGGACACCGUCCUUCGCAGGCACAUCAUCUUCCCUCAACAACCAGACUGUCUUUGAAUCUGUAGCUUGUCCAAAACACAAGCGAAUAAAGCUUCCAUAAGGAGACAAUCUCUGCGUGCCAGCAGAUAUCUGUUAACACUUGUUUUUCACGUUCUCUGUAUGUGUUUGUGGUUUUAAAAAAAGGCGUUGAACUAAUGCUCACUGCUCUCUAGAGUAAUGUUAAAGCAACUCAUGGAGGUGUUUUAAAAUGAUUCGGUUUGCAUGAAAGGAUAUAUAAAGAAAACGGGCACAGCACCUCCGUGUCUCUACCAGCAGUGCAAUGCUAUGUGGUAUUUAAAGCUCCUCUGCUAUGUGCCGGCAUUUAAAGAACGCCCCAGCUGCCAAAAUUCUCUGACAAUUCUGGACACACACGUCUAUCUAUCAGACACUGACAUAAGCACAUAUGCACAUGUGCACGUACUCAGACACACAGGGCAGGUCGCAUUUCCAGCUUCUUGCAGUGACCUUAACCUGCCCCCCUCUCUCUCUCUCUCUCUCUCUCUCUCGCUUCCUCUCACAGGCAUGUAUAGACGACAACGUUGACAUGGUGACUUUCCUGGUGGAGCACGGAGCCAGCAUCAACCAGCCCGACAACGAGGGCUGGAUCCCCCUCCACGCUGCAGCCUCCUGCGGAUACUUAGACAUAGCAGAGUAAGUCUCCAGAAGCCUCUGUUUUUUAAGAAGCAGCGGUAUCUGUUUCAUCAGGUUUACUUCUGCAAAGUCAUCCUCACAUCCUGUUUCUAUCUAGUCUAUUCUCAGAAGCAUUUCUUUUCUUUGUAAUAACACCUUGUCGUCUCGACACUUGAGCAGCAGGGUUAGUAAGGCUACAAAGUGACAUCAGGACUGACGUGACUGUGCUCCAGCUGAAUCCUGCACUAUCCUUGCGCCCCUUUUUGUGACCCCUGUCUUUAUAAUAUUGUUAGCAAGAUAGACGCACUCUUAGUCCGACCAAGAGCACACUUUUAAUCAUUUUUUCAGCCAAACAAAGCAGGGAUAAAUUUCUAAUCAACCCCUUUAAAACAGGAAUGGAGAUUUUUCAGCUUGCACGUCAUAAUCAGCACAUCAAAAUGAUGUAAAAACUGUAUUUCACAAUGGAUUCUGAUUGGUUUCCCAUCCAUAUUUAGGAAGAGUAAUCAUUUUUGCAUAUUUUUUUCUCUCGCCUCUCAAAAAAAACAUUAAAGUCAUAUCUUUGCGGAAUUUGUUGAGUCCCGAAUGAACAAAUAUGCUGUCUCACAUCUUGAAAACAAGAUUGUAAGCCAGAGCAUUCCCUGCAUAAUUACAGUAUUUGACUAUUUUUCUGUUGUUUCACUUAUUCUGCAGUUCAUCUAAAAACUGCAGCUCCUGCAACUUGAAUGCUUCACUUGGCGAUUAUUACCACCAUGAUAGUAUUUGAACUAAUUGUGCAGCCCUGUUCAGCAUCUCUCAGCUCAUUUUGUCAGCAGCAGCAGCCCAUCUGAUAGCUCCAACACAUGUUGUUAAAUGAUGUAAUCAAAUAUGGACAGAUCUUUUAUCAGCCCCCGUUAUCAGGAAUAAGCUCUAACGUUGCACUCCAGCUGCUUCUAGUCCUUUUCAGGUAAGACAGCUCUGAGAGCACCAAGCACAACACAGAGAUGUUAUCUGAGGAUAUUUAAACAGGCUAAAGGGAGCUGAAGGGGCUCAGUUGUACUCAUUGUUCAGCAUAUUGGAAGUGUGCUGUGACCUGCUUUACUUCUGAGUUACAUUACAGGAACCUGGCUACUGAUUUAACCUCCUCAGAGCUUUUCCCAAAAAUGACACGUUCAGCUAGCUGCAGGAAGAUAAACAUGAAGCUUAGGUACAAAAUCUGCACAGCGUUUCAAUUGCUUUUAAAUUUACUUUUUGUCUUGGUAUAUUUAGAGAUUCAGGCACACAGAAUGUUUCCAGAAUUCGUUUUAAGUGCAAUUCCACUUUUUCCAGAUCGAGGGCCUGUGUCCACUAACAACUGUGAUUCUGCUGGCAGCACCCUUAACCACAAAUUUACUACUAUGGCGAGGUUGGCUGCACCUCUGCCUCCAUAAGUAGUGACAGUUAGGUUUGUUUCAAUUUCCUCAUUCUGCUCCACAUUUGCCUCUAUUCAAUGGAAUUUCUAAAAAGAAAGUGUAACAUCUGUAGAAAUCAUGUCAUAGCAUAAGCAGCCAUUAACAGCUCUAGAUCUGGGAAUUGUAUCCUUGAAAAAACCUGGUUAGUUUCUCAUCAGUAUUACCAUCUGCCAUUGUCAUUGAUGUAAGAAGUUCUGUCAAUUGGUUUGUAUAGGAGGCAAGUACUGCCAGUGCAAAAGCUGCUGUCAGUGGAGAUGGACCCUAAUUUUUUUUUUCGAGUUUACCAGUAUUGUCUUUUUUCUAAAACAAAAUUAACAAAGUUUAUAAACGACUCUUAAAAUGCCUAAUCACACUGGUUUUGUUCACAAGACAGGUGCUACUAGAGCAAAAGCCUGCUGCAGUGUACACAGGCCCUAGUUUGUUUAUUUAUUACAUUUUUCUAGAUACAUCAAAAAUAAUAAUAGAUUCAUUUUUUUGAGGAAUCAAUGAGAAGAGGGUUCUUUCAGGGGUUGGCAGGCUAUAAAAAUGUUUGUGAGACAUCCAAUAGAGUUGGAAACAGGGGAAGAUAAUGGGUAAAUUGCUGUUUUAAAGACUGUAGCCUUCCCUUAACCACUGAACAAAAGAGAUGCCUUGCAAACACUUUGAUCUUGCUGCCAUUAAAACAUAUGCAUUUGAAUGUAUUUGACUAUUUUGUUUCGAUGUCAGAGAGUAUUCACAAGAGAGUUGUCAAAGAAACUCUAAUUCUAGGUCCAAUCCCCGAGGCUAAGAGGCUCUCCCCAGUCCAAAAAGGACUGAAAUCUGAACAAGACCAUGAUAUAUGAACAUAUUUGGUGAAACCCUCUCAACGGUCCCUCCAGUGACCCACUUAAUUUGCAGUACUUAUCUUUUAUAAUGAAAAAACAAAUCUGAAUUUUACGGCUGAUAUCUCUUCAGAAUAGGGAAUUAAUGAAGGUUCAUUGGUUUUCCCACGCAUAACAACACUUUAUUGAUAUUUCCAUGGUUUCCAUGGUCUUUUUCCAACACAGUGUUGUUCAUUCGGUUGUUUUUUUAGGUCUUUGAGUUGAAGCGCUUGUUCAAUUUUAUGGUAUGUUCUGAGAAUUUACUUAAUUUUAAGCUUCAAUAAAUAACUAAAGUAUUUUUAGCUCUCAGCAAAAAAGAAGAAUUCUCAUUUCAUUGAGAGUGGGGAAAAAUCCUCUCUGUCAGCUCAUAAGACAGGCCUUAAUCCUGAAAAAAAUUACGAAUAUCCUUUCAACGAUUAAACAAGAGAAAGCUAAACCUAAACCUCUGAAAGUUCUUAUCAUUUAGUGGCUUUUUUUUCGACGUAUGAGGUGAAGAAAUUAGCUGCUUCAUCAACAAAAUAUCCACACAAAUGAGAGAUGUCAGUGUUGUUUACUUCUCAGACGCAGCCAGUCUGUUUCCAGUAGUUGUUAUGAACACAACCUCAGCAUGGCCAAGUAUUACAGAAAACAAUCAGUUUUUUGUUGCCACACACUGAGUGAAAAGGUCAAGUGGCUGGCCUGCAAUGGGUGACUAAUGGAGACAUCAUGUCAUAGAGAAGAACUCUCUAACCUGGUGUGGGUGGCCAGUGAACUCUCUGUGGACUCCUUUCAAUCCCCAGCACCCUCAUUUCACUGUGAAGGAAACUCCAAAAGCCCCGGUGUCACCGCAGCCACUUAAUGCCAGGGUUGGUUAAGAAUGUCACAGAGGGGGUCCGCACCACAAAACCCAUCAAACCCAGUGAAGCUGACCUAAAAUAGGCCCAAUAGAAAGUCCAAUCAAGACGACAUAAAUGUCUAAAACGUGACUCCAGUCACUCAGAUCCCAUGUGUGGGGGAAGUCAUAAGUACUCAGUCUGUUUCAAGUGGUGUGUCGGCCUAAUGAGAAGGGCCUGAGUCUCACCACAGCGGUAAUUGGAAGCAGCUGAAGUCAAGAUGUUGAAUGAGUUAAAAGGUUCAGUGUCUCUGCUUAUGGAGGACAAAAUUAAAAAGGGUUAAGUCACUAAGAAGACACGGGUGAGGUGUUAAUUUACAGUAAAUGCCAAAUUUGGUUUUCUGCUACUAUUUCAAAGAGUUAUUCUAGUUUAACUCUGGAUCUGAGUGCUGUUAGUAACGGGUGGGUAGAGGGUCUCGUAAAGACCAGUUCAGAGUCGUGAAAUUCAUUAAGUUUAGACAAGAUAACUCGAUAAACAUCAUAAAUAAAUUGACAAAUGUGGGGUAACAAACAAAAAUUCAAGAAAGGAAGUAAGAAAAGGUGAAGCUGAUGUCUUGUUGGUACAAAAGGUUCAGAGGUGUGAAGUUGUCUAUGUUUUCAGCAUUCAACAUCCAACCAGGUAGCCUCUUACUAACUUGUUUGAUUGUUUUGGUGCAUGACAUUAUAGUGGUAGUUACUAACUAACAAGGAGCCUGUAAACGGGGACAUAAGUCUGUCCCAGUAUACAAUAACUGCAGCUCAGCUUUACUGUGAAUGUAAAGGUACUGAGUGUCAAAUGGACUAAGGGCCUGUGUCCACUAACCGCCUUAUUUUGCUCUGGCAGCGCAUUUUUUUUAAUACAAAAUCAGAGCAGUUUAGAGAUUUCAGCACUUAGCACCACAAGUGCAGAAGUACUUUCACUUUGCACAAGUUGAAACACUACCCUGCUCACCAGUGCCACUUCUCCCUCACCAACCAAUCAAAAUCAAGAAGGGGUGGGACUUCCAACAGCAUCAACAGCUGGAAAAAAUUGUCCCCAAGGAUCUUUCCCAAAGCGACCUCAAAUAGGACCCUGCAGAGUCUUGAAUAAGCCUUGACACUGGCAGCUCUUGUCUCAGACUUUUUUUUUUUAUUGGAUAGUUUAUCUCAUGCAGCCAGGCUUGUUUUUUUUAGGUCUAGAGUUGCCACAAGACAACUUUUGUAACCUGGCAACAGUUAGUGGAGGUGAGAAUGCUGCAGAAAAUUAGGUUGUGGAUGCUGCCAGUGCAAAAACUGCCGUUAGUAUACCCAAGAUAUUAAACUAAGGCUGAGCUUAAAAUAGCACAAGGAAUAAAGCAAUCAUAGAUGGAAGAGUGACAAACACAAAGCCCUUAUGUAACAGUGUCAACCUUUUUAUGAUCAACCGAAUAGAUACACGACAGUGGUUUGGUUUCAAUGAAUGAAGCUGUAGUGCUGUAACAGGAACUGAACAAUAGUUUAGUGCCAAACAUCAGCAAGUAGUAAACAAUCCAUGCCAUAAACCUGUCUGGAUUUGUGCCACACCUCUCAGCCUUUAUUUUGAAGGUGUGGCUGUUGUCUCUGUUUGCAGAGCCUCAGGAAGACCCUGUGACAUUUCAACACGUCGUGCCUCAAGUUUGUCUGGAGUUAUGACAUUAGCAUGUUAUUUGUACACGCACCACAGCUACUUACCUUUGUUAGUUCACCGGUGAAACACUCUUCGCUCAUGUUUUAACUUGACAGCGUUUGAUUUUGAGGGAUACUUUAUAAAAUCAUGUCCCAGGGGUUACUUAUGAAGGAAAGGUCCAAAUUGCAACAAAUUGAGGAUCUUGCCAGAGAUAAUGCUGGAAGUUAUUGAAAUUAAUUAUGUGCUUAAUCUAAUUGCGGACUAUGUUGAAGUUGGCCUAGAGGUGUUAAAAGAUGUGACUGGUUGAACAGGAGGUGCAGACUGUGGUUGUCAACCAGUGCUGGCACCGACCCAAGAGCAACAAAACACCGCUCCUGUAUUUUAACUAUUUCCUCAUCACUUGAGGGAAGUAAAUAAACACAGCACAUGCCCUGUCCUUUUCAACCUGUACAAAGGCUUGAAUUUUUCUGCACUAAAAUGAACUUUUAGUUUUUAGUUUUAUACUGAUAAUUUGCUUUUUAAGUGGUUGUACAUAAAUAUAAUAGCUUAAAUCAGUGUUUUUCAGUAAAGAAUGCCAUUCUCUCUAAAUGGAUCAUAACUUACUCGCAUAAAAUGUGGGUGUAAAGUCAUUUGAUUUGCGGGGAAUAAAUAAUCAUCAUACCCAUAUUUGACAGUGCCUUUUGCUUGUAUUCCUGCCCAAGUUAGUUAUUAUACAGUAAGGUUCUAGUAAUGUGAAAUAUGUUUCUUUGUUUCUUGAUUCUUUGUUGAAUUUUCUGGCAAAAUAUGAAGUGUCUCCACACAUCCUUUUUUAGUAUUUUUGAAUACAUUUUUUUUUAAAAGUUUAAUGUGUGUUUUGUUGCAGGUAUCUUAUUAGCCAGGGUGCUAGUGUAGGAGUCGUUAACAGUGAAGGCGAGACUCCUCUUGACAUCGCUGAAGAGGAGGCGAUGGGGGAGCUCCUGCAGAAUGAAAUCAACAGACAAGGUACAGUAUCAAACGCUGUGUUUCUACCUACAGAUCUAGUUAAGUUUGGUACAGGGUGCUGUUAUUUGCUUUCUCAUUGAUAAACAUUGGGAAAGGCAGUAAAAUAACUUGUACAUUUUUAGUCAUAUCAGGAGACACUUCUGGCUCUUAUAUAGUUGUUGGGUUAUAAGGAGACAAUCUACCUGAAGAAUGGAUGCUUGAUUUACACACAGACCCCAGCUGAGCAGUGAGAAGGGUAUAGAGGCGGAUGCAAAGGGGGAGGGAGAUGGUACAUUGUCUGAGCUGUUCAUAGCCAACAUGUAUCCUGUGUGGAGUACUCUGGUACCACAAGCAAGACCAGGGUUUACUGUACUGAACUGUACUGAACUAAACCAAUCAAGACCACCUGCUAGAAAUGCACUUAAAGAAAAGCUCAAUUCUUCUGAUUGGUCCAUUUUUAACAAACUGUAUCAUCCUAGACUCCUUAUGUGCUAUAGUGUAUAUAAAUGUAGUGCAAAUACAGUACGUGUCUGUAUAGUACCCAAAUGUGAAUAUGUAACAAGCUAAAUCGUAUCAACACUCUCAAUGUGUUCAGCGUGUUAAUAGUGGCAUAGCUGGUAGGGGCCCUGUGUGUAUUUCACGCAUGUCUGACUUUGUUGUCAAAUAGAGCCCGAGCUCUCAGUGAGUGUCAGUUACCGUCUGUUUUUCACUCCCUCACUCAAAGAAAAACUUACAUAACUCAGAAAGGUGAUCCAGCUGUGUUUGUGCGCUCUCAUGUGAUGACUCCAAACUGAAAAGUCGAGUCUUUCUAUUUUUGGCCAGGCAAGGUCGGGGCAUUCUUGAGAUGAUGAAAGGCCCUCCCCUACAGUGAGAGGCCAGGCACAGACGUGUUAACUGGCCUGAGGCCAGAGGGGGUGCUCCUCAGCUCAUAUUCACUAAUAAAGCUCUGCUGGCUUUGCUUUCUAUGUGGCACUGUUUAUGGGCUCUAAAUUCUCCGAUUUUACUGCAGGUGUUUGUUGCUUGCGUGCAGACAGAAAUGCUUCAUUACAGCUGGAGUAAGAUUUCAAGUCUGGAAGGGCAGUCUGCGGGUUAGGCCUUGUUGAUCGAUGCAUUUAACAACAUCCUUAUUAGAAGUUUGUGCAGUGAUUGACAGGAGAGGAUCUGAGAGAUGGUUCAGACUUUUCUAUCCUCAAAUAAACAGCUUUAUUUUUGCGAAAAUUUACAACUUUAUCCUUGGAAACUGUUAACUUACCCCUACAUAUGUCCAAGAUUAAAUAAGUAAAUUAGUCACAAGACUUCAUUCUUAUAAAUGAACACUUUUUAAAAUAUUUAUUUAUGGCUGCAUUUGUGUAAUUUUCUGUUUUUAAUCACAUUAAUAUCUCAACUUAAUUCUCAUAAAUGUGUGGCUUUAGUCACUUAAAUUGAUCAAACUUUUCCCUUAAAGUGAAGACUUGAUUUCCAUGAAUUUUAAACCUUAUUCCAGUAAAAAAUACCACUUUAAUCUCUUCAUAUUUCAACUUAAUCCCUGUGAAUUUAGGGCCUUCCCUGGUAAAUUUGUGAGAUUACAGUUGUUAUGUAUGAGAACAAAGUUAUAAAUUCCUAGUUGAUUUAAGUUUUCAUUCUUACAAAGUAUGAAAACUAUGAUCUGGAAAUAAAAAUUUAUUGUGAUUUUUUUACUCCUUGGUUUAAGAUUUUACUCUUCAUCUGGGCCAUUAUCUGUGGUCAUGAUUCAGAGCCUCAGAAAUAAAGUCAACAAAAUCAAAAUCAAGAGUCUGACACUUGAGUUUACACUGGACUUCAAUACUCUCUUUCCGUCUCUUGCAGCAGAUGUAUGAUCUCAAUUAUUUGUUGAUGGAUAGUUUGGAAAACUAGCGUGAGGAGUGUUUAAGAAGUCUUAAAGUAAAACAGUCCUUCAGGAAAAAACAGUCUCAAACUUGUCGAUGUGGUCAGUCCUCAAAGUCCAUGUGUUUGAAGUCCACUGCAUCCUUUGAUGAUUCCACUCAGCGCUGUUCAGACAUUGAGCUUCUUCUUCCUCAUUCUGUUAUAUAACCUCAGUGAGACUUGUACCACCCCAACUUGAAGCAUCUCCGCCACCAGCUGCUGUCGACUUUGAUUCGCCGCCUCCUGAUGGAUGCGCUGCCUCUUCUAUGAUCCAUCACUAACAGAGGAAGAAGCGGGGAGUACAUCUUCAUUUAUCAUGCCUCUGGACUUCAGAGCCAAACUUUUUAAUACUUUUCCAGCAUGUGGACGUUAUGUACUCCACUUUUGAGCCCAAUGUAUUUAUUCAUGAUCGCAGACUCCUCCAUAAAUCUUCUUUUUGGGGAUAAAUCUCCAGUGAAGAGCGAAUCUGCGCUGAUCCUGGCCUCGGGGGCAGCUGCAGACAAUCCGCUGCUCAGUUCUCGAUGCUUGAUGCAGCAUUAUGCAACCAGUUGUUGUGUAACGCUUCUGUAUGUUUGUAAUGUGAUUUUCUCCUCUCAAAGAGACACCAGUCAUGGGGUUAAACUUGUUAGCGAGUGACCAUGGUUUCCCCUCAGCGGGAACAGCCUCAAGAUGCGCUCCUUGACCCUGAUUGGGUCAAGUGACCAGAGAGCCCGUCUGCCAGCCCCCCUUUCUCCCUCCCUCCCCUAUUAACUCCCUUAAAAGGGCUGCUGUUGUCCUUGUGACGGACUGAAGGUGGACAGCCUGACAGAUGUUUCUAGCUCUCAGAUUUAGAUGUCAGUUGUUGCCUCUGAGCUCAAAAUAACUCAGUUUAGCUUCGUUCUUUUUUGACUUGUCUUCAAAUGUAGUAACUUUUCCUGUGCUCACUUCAUGGUGGAUUUCUUGAUAUUUCUUUCCUCCUCCACCAGAAAAUGCUAUAACUAUUCUGUCAGGUCCUGGUUUUGGUCCACUGGAUUUUCUCUUUAUCUGCUCUUGUCAAAGAUGUACUUUUCUCCUGAAAAAUCUCAGCGUUGAACCGCUGCCAGGCCCCCCCACUCCUCUCUCAAUCUGUAGUCCUACUUAGAGGCCAUCAGGCUUCCUGCUUUUUAUAGACGCAGUGUAGGCUGUCUCCCAAGAGAUCACAGGAUGUCGACCUACCUGGCCGGCUCCCAUUGUCUUUAUUAACUGAACAGCCUCAAGGUUACUUCUGUUCAUAUACCAUCUGAAGCUCAUCCAGGCUGUAAAGUUAACAUUAAAGCUUCAGUUUGAUUCAUGACACGCCUGAAAGUUCAGUUUAUAGACUGACAGUAUAUAUACCUGGUGUUAUAUAUCCAUUCUAUGUCUAAAAUUGAGCAUAUCGUUCGAGUGAUGUGAAAGCUCAUCUGAACUCUUGAGCAGACCAUUUGAGCUCCGUUUGGUUUGUUUGAGGUGUGACAGCAAAGAGGACCAACUUAAAAACCAAAGGCAGCAUCUGUGUGUCGACACCAUGGCUGCAUAAAAUCUCUCGCUCUCAUCAGGAAUUGCUUUCUUCUUCUGCACUGAUUUAUUUGUCUCAUGUAAAGGACAUCAUACUGGACAGCUGAUGCUCACACUCAUGCAGAUGGCGAGAUGCUCUCUUUGUAGCCUGUUCCUCAGGUCAGACGUCACCUAGAAAUUUUCGCUGUUACCCACACUUUCUUGCCGCUUAAGGAGCUACGUCGUUACGUUUACUUACUUACGAAUGUAAGCAAGGACAAGGCAAGUGCUAAAAUAACUUUCGUAGAUCAUCUUGUUUCCACCUCCGAUUUUGCUUUAUUCUGACUUGGUAACUGAAACGCUGGUAACUCGGGUGUGACGUCAUUUCCAGCUCCGACAUCUGACUUUUGAGCUUGAAUGUAAAGCUGCAUUCGGGUUACCUAGUUGGAGUUGAACAUUAUGUCACACCCGAUUCCCAACAUUUUAGUUACCAAGUCGGAAAAAAGCAAAAUCGGAGGCCUGAAAAAAGAUGGCUACGCAAAGGUUAACUUAGUGCUUGCCUUAUAUUCCGACAAAGCUAGCCCUAAAAUAACUUUCGUAGUGUCGCCAUCUUGUUUCCGCCUCUGAUUUAGCUUUUUUCCGACGUGGAAACUGAAACACUGGUAACCUGGGUGUGACGUCAUUUUCAGCUCGGACUUCUGACUUCCACAGGGUUCGAUGCGUUCGUUGAUGACUCAAAACAAGUUGAAAAUUACGUUGUGUGUUGUUGCGCUCACACAGUGCAAGUAAAAAUCAUUAUUGGCGCAUUGGUAUUAAUGAUCAUGUGAAAUUUCAGUGGCGGCGCUUGCACCACCGUUGCUGAAUGAAUGUAGGGGAAACACUGUGUAUGUCUUAAUGAUGAUCAGAGGAGUAACACAUAGAGGUGUGCAGGGAUGGUGUUUUUUGAACUUCAUUAAUAACGACAAUUUUAUUCUGAUGACACGUUUGUUGCAUGUUCAAACACAUCUCAGUCAGAUCUAAUGACACCUUGUCAAUCAGUUAAUCCCGUUUGCUGGAGGCUUCUUCAGAAAUAACAGAAAAUAAAGUCUCUUUUUAAAGUAUUGUGUCAAAGUUUAAAUUCCUCUUUGGUGACAGCUGUUUGCUGACGGCCAACAACACAGACUCAAACUCUUGGUUUGAAAUAAAGCUUGAAAUCCAGUCGAACAUAAACUCAGACACUGAGUCAUCUUCUUCCCAUUUGGUUUCACUUUCUUGGACCUCUGUUCACAAAUCAUCUCAAUGAGUAACAUGCCCGCGCUCAAACAAGGCAGAAUAUGACUGUCGCCGCGCUCCUUUGGAGCCAGGAUUUCUAAAGGAUAUCGAGAUUUCAAGAACAGUUUCGGAAAUGAUGGUCCACUCUGUGGCUUAUCAGAUCUUCUUGUGCUCCUCUUCAGCUCGCAGCCUCUUGGUUAAUUUAGUCUCUUUCCUGCAGUCUCUCAGCAGCCAAGCUUUUAGACACAGAUGUCCUCUUUCACCGCGUUGAGAGCUCGAGGCAAUCUUGGAGCUUUUCUAGUGGUGUCAGGAAGUGAGCGAUGAUGUAGAACAAAAAAAAAGAAAUCUAUAAGAUCAGCUGAAGUUCUGGCUCCGUCCCCGGUAAACGUCUCGAAUCACUGUUUAUAUAGUCCAGCACAGUUAACGCUCAGCUGACGACUCGACGGAUCACGCUGCGGCACAUUUCAGCCCCGUCUCGUGUUCCAGCCAGGUGUCAACAAGACAAUACAGGCCUGUUUUCACUGCUGCGCCACAUGCAGCUUAUAGCUUAGACAUAUUGACCCACUUAAGCUGCUGAGGCCUGUGUGUGCUUUCAGCCUCUAUUUCACUGUUAAAUUGACAGAGUUUUGGCUCAAAAACGGAGCAGAACAAGUGCUUUACAACUCCCUCUAGUGUUUAGACAAACUGACAGAAUAAAUUGAUGUCAUCUUUCCCUCUUUAGUGCUGUAAACUAUGACUCACGCUGACAAAAGUUUGUAUUCUCCUUGUUUUUUUCUCAUUGGCACGAACUACCCCAAUGUACAACCACGUUUGUGAACAGCUUGAACUCCAUGUUCACAUGAAAGAAGAGCAAAGACAACAUAUCAGCUGAUUGAAAUCUGGUUCUGCAAUUCUCAUUUGAAUUUGAGCACCACAUUUCAAAAGAGUUAACCCAGGAGAUUGUUGACCUUUGCUUUGAGGUUCAGAAGUGACAUGUCUGAUAUGAGAUUUCUCCUGCUAAGUACCUCAGGAAGUCUUUUGUCGGGACUCCAAGCAGACUGGUGUACUGAAAAAGACAUCAGAGGGAUGACAGCAUAUGUUGCCCAAAACUUCACCAUUGAUGAUGCCCUCCCACAUGUACAUGUUACCCUAAAGCAUCCCCAUACUUCAGGCCCACUGUCCUGCAUGUGUUGGAUGUUUCCCUGCUCCAGCACACCUGAUUCAAAUGAUCAGCUCGUUAUUAAGCCAUUACAGAGCUUGAUAACGAGCUGAUCAUUUGAAUCAGGUGUGUUGGAGCAGAACAUCCAACACAUGCAGGACAGUGGGCCUCAAGGACUGGACUUGAGGACCACUGCUUUAAAGGAUACUUGCUUUUGUGCAGUGCGCUGAAACCAAUCCAGGCGGUCCUUCUCUUCUUUAGAGAUGAGGAUGGGGCAGCCAUGAUUUCCAAAAAGAGAGUCAUAUUUUGACAUAACAGUUUUUCGCUUUCUCCUAGUCCAUUUCUUAUGACCUUUAAGUUGCAGGCAUUUACCACAACACAUUAGUUUAAUACCUUAAAUUGUUUGUUUAUUUAUCAUCCCAUCUGUAUAUUUCGCAUUUCAUAUUUAUUACUCAUUUCAAAAGCCCACUUUUUUCACACCUCACUUUUUUCUCUUGGGAUGUUUAGUAUAUUUAGUCUGCAUUGUACAUACCUCUUCUUAUAUUUAAUUUUAUUUUGUGUUUUUUGCUGCUGUAACAUCAGAAUUUCCCCGUUUGGGAUCAAUAAAGUAUAUCUAUCUAACUAUCUAUCUAUCUAUUUCUGGAUGGUGGUUUUUGAGCCCAUGCAGUGAUUUCCACUACAGAGCUGUCAGUUUUUAAAGCAGUGACACAUGAAGGCCCAAAGAUCUCUGUAUUGAUUUCCAGUACUGUCCCUUUUGCACAGGGAUUUCACCAGAUCCCUGAUCCUUGUAAUGUUGUUGUCUUUCCUCCAUGGUCAAUCAAAUGUAGGCUUUAAAUGAUUUGCUUACACAUCCAAACCUUGAUGGAAGUGGGAUCAUACAGCGACAUUCCCGUCCCUCUCUCUGCUCAUUCCUCAUUCCUUCGCUCUCUGAGGGUUCAGUGUUACAGCCGGCAGUUCAUCCUUAAGCGGCAGGUAAUCCUCUCGUGCCACUUCUAACAGUAUCACUCUCACUUGUCACUCACCAGGGGUGGACAUCGAGGCAGCCCGUAAAGAGGAGGAGCGGAUCAUGCUGAGGGACGCCCGGCAGUGGCUCAACAGUGGCCAGAUCCAGGACGUCCGGCACGCCAAGUCCGGGGGAACGUCGCUCCACGUAGCUGCUGCUAAAGGAUACGUGGAGGUUUUAAAGUAAGCACUGGUUUUGAUUUCACAGGUAGAAGACUGAGUCACUAUCUCAGUAUCUCCUGCCGUUUACGUGAUAUAAAAGCUAUUUAUAAAUAAGACAGUUGAGUCUUAGCAUUGCAGUUUCCCGUGGUUUCUGCAUCAUGUCAAAGUGUUGUUCUGACAGUUUCUGUGGGCUGUUAAUAUGGCUCCACAGCUCGGGGAAAGGAACCUCAGCCGCCUGUCCAUCUGCUCUGGGAAACCAGCCAGUACACUCUCCUGCCAUAGAUAGCUCUAAGAUCUCUCAUGUUGAGUGCGGCCGCCUUGUAUAAGCUACAGAUCUCAAAGUUGAACAAGUCACGGCUAAAACAUCGGAGUUUUCAAAUCUGCAAAUCUCAUCCUGCUCUUGUUUAGGGAUGACUAAGAUUUUCAGAUUACACGUCCACGUGUUUAGAGGUUGUAUCUCAUAAAUCUGAUCUGCGGCCACAACGCUGACGCACUUGUAAAAGCCUGGACUCUGGCAGCACUUUAGAAGAUUAGUUCAUAGAAUUAAACCCCCAGAAAACUGAGAAAUAGUCGCUAAUUCUGGGAGAAACUCAUUUUGUUUUCCCUUUCCCUCCACUCUGCAGGCUUUUAAUCCAAGCAGGGUAUGAUGUAAAUAUUAAGGACUAUGAUGGCUGGACUCCUCUACAUGCAGCUGCACACUGGGGGAAAGAGGAGGCCUGUAAGAUACUGGUGGAGAACCUGUGUGACAUGGACCUCAUUAAUAAAAUGGUGAGUUAUGAAUCCUGUCAAAAAUCCUGUCAUUACGCUCAGAGCGGCUCAUUUAUCAGAUAACUUUGACCGACUUUCUUCCUACAGGGCCAGACGGCUUUUGAUGUAGCAGAUGAAGACGUUCUGGGAUACUUAGAAGAACUACAGAAGAAACAAAAUCUGGUGAGUGGAUGAGGCUGCAGCAGCUGUUUUUGAUGCUAGAAUGUGUUUUUCUGUCUCUUCCCUUUUUAAAAAUAUCUGUUUUUCCUCGCUACAGCUGAUGGGUGACAAGAAAGAUGUUAAGAAAUCUCCUAUAAUUGAAACAACGACCACCGGGGACAACAACCAAUCACUGAAACCACUCAAGAGGUAAAACGCCUGAUUAUAUUUUAUGACAAAUUCAUAAAAAUCAGCUCUACUGUGAUGGUUUUUUAACGUGUUUGAAUGUGUUCUUCAGCAAAGAGACGCUGCUCCUAGAACCGGAGAAGAGCGCCCCACGCAUCGAGACCUUAGAACCGGAGAAGGUGGAUGAAGAGGAGGAGGGGAAGAAGGACGAAUCAAGCUGCUCCAGUGAGGAAGAGGAUGAUGAAGACUCAGAAUCAGAGACUGAAGCAGGUACUUUGCACGGGCGUUUGUGUGAGUUAUUUUUAGACUCGUUCGUAUUUGAAGUCGGAAGCGACCGCUCCUUCGCCCGUUUUCAUCGUCUUUUUCCUCCCUUCUGAAAAUCUCUCCAGACAAAACCAAGCCUGCGGCAUCAGUGAGCAACAGCACGGCGCCCACCUCCGCCACCAUCACCGUGACCUCUCCAGCAAGCCCUACAAACCAGGUGACGACCCCCACUUCACCAGUUAAGAAGGUAUGAUCUGGUGGAUGAUUUUCCAUCACCUGACUCUGCGCAGACAGCUGCUGCAGUGCUGGCAGGUUUCUCUCUCAAAUAAGCAGCGGUUGAUUGGUUUCAAACAAACCCAAUCAUGUCAUAGUCGACAACUCCUUUCCCGCACAUGAAACAAAGGAAACCAAUCGCGGUUAUUAUGUACACAAAUCAGUAAAUUUCAUAAUCAGCUUGAACACAAACUUAAUUUCACAGGCGGCUGGUUGCACUUUGGGGUUUGGAUAAAUUAUAUUUUCGUUCGGUUUUCACGCUAACAGACGGAAAGUCUCUCUUGGGUUUGAUUUACUCCUCAUGUUGCAGCGCAGUGAGCGUGUACAGCCAACUUACAGCCGCAUUUUUACGGCGCUGAACAAACAAAGCAAUCAGUUGUUCAGCUGGGAUGGUUGGCGGGAAAUCUCAGUUAGUGUGAGCAUUUACUGUGAGAGUUUAGGCUUCAUGGGACUAUUAGAGUCAUAGGAAUGAAACCGGCCUUUUCCCACUUUUGAGUCUGCUGCCCUCUGGUGGGGAAACGAGGCCAAGCAUUCAGCUUUUCUGAGGAUCCUGUCUCCUGCUUUCGGUUUAACAUAUAGCCUAUAUGGCAUUAUUUUCAACCCUCUUAACCCCUUUUAAAUCAAUCUAUCAAUAAACCUUUAUUUAUCUGAGUAGCUCAAAUCCUCUACACACUCAGAGCAGGUCGAAACCCUCUACCCUCAGUUAUAUUAUGCACUAUAAAGCAGCAUUAAUCCACCAACAGCAAAACCCUCAGCAACAUCAAGGACAAUCUUCAUUUUAACAGGAUGAAACCUUAAGCAGAACCAGACUGGUGCUCAAUUGACUUUUCAAAAGACUGUGUUCAGCUCAGAAAUGGGCUUAGAAGGAGAUACAGCGAGAAAGACAGGAGCAGAGACAGACGAAAACAACAACAGCUCACACAGACUGAUGGCUGCUGCGCCAAUAAUAAUGGUCAAAGAAUGUGUAACAUUUGCAGAAGCAGCAAAUUAAUGAAAAUGGACAGGGCAUAAUAUUUAUGAGAGUGAAAGUCAACAGGUCGGAUAUUAGCAUUAAUAAUAAUAAUAAUAAUGCUAUUUUUAAGAUAAUAAGCCAUGAAUGUGCAAGAAUUUCUAGUUCUGUGACAAACUGUCAUUAAAAUAAAGCUUUUUUUUUACCUAUGGAGUUAAUAAGUAAAUUAGAAAAUAAAGAUUUAAAGAACAGUUAGAAAUUAAGGUUCACUAAAUACUUAAAAAAAGAAAAACUUACUUCAAUCAUGCACCAAUAAAUGACUGAUCAGGUCCUUUUUUGGAUAACAUCGAGCCUUAAAACUGAUUCAGGUUAGACUUCAGGAGAGCACAUUACUGAUUUAGAAUAGAGUGGAAAAAGUUUCAAUUAUUUAUUUUGAAAGAGUAAACUUUGAUAUUUUCUGUUCUCACUGGAAGCGAAGUGAAAUAUUUCAAGCCUUUGUCUUGUUUUCAGUUUUGAUGAUUGAGGUUUAUUUGGAUCAUCGUUUAAAUAUGAGAAUGGACUUGUUGGAACAAAAAAACAAAAACAUUAAGUACUUUGUCAGCACCGUCUUUGGCAACUCCUAUCGGAAAUAAACUCUUAAUUUGUCAUUCAGACACCACCUGGCUGCACAUCAUUUGACACUCCUGAAUGUGGCCUGAUAAAGAAGUCGUCAUUCUGGUCUUUCUUUCUGAAUUUGCUCCCUCCAGUCAGUGUCCUGCAAUCCACGUCCUCCUGCCUUUAGACUUCCUGAAUGUUUCAUUGUUUCUGCUUCUUUUCGUGCAAAUAUCUUCUUGUUUCAGUCCUUCUUUGAGGCCUAGAGCUGCUCACACAACACAAUGUCUUCUGUCUUAACAAGAGUGAGCGAACAUAUUAACAUUACCCAGUGUUCAUGCUGUAGGACAAUAACGGCAGUAAGCAUUGUGUGGUGUGACUAGGCCUGUUAAAGAACCUGUCUUUGCUAUACAGUGUGUUUCUUUUGCUGCUGCUGCUUCUUCUGUUUUAUUCUGGCUUUUUCUCUGUCUCAUCUUCCCUCCUUCCUCCUCCCUGUGUUCCUCUCUGUCCCCCGCGUCUUGUCUUGGUUGGCUUUAGUCUGAUUGUAUUACCCCCCUCAUGCCUGUGGCGGAGCCAGGCUGUCCUGCAUUGUGGCGUCAAGGCUUGCGCAAAACUGGCAUUUCUCUAGUGCCCAAAAAACCUAUGGUGAGGCGUUUGCUGUGCACCGGUGUUGUCCUCUCAUCCUUACAUGCACCUGUGCACUGACAAAGUACUGAGCACCCCCAUGUCUAACCACCCUGGUCUGAUCCAGGUGAUGCUGACUCUCACUUGUCCACCGUCAUGGUGUUUUUUCCACCUAAAUGUCACAAAAUGAACCGUCCUGAUUGUGCUUUCACCAUGUGUCUGCGUUGCUUCUGUGCUUUUUUAAGUUGCCUGUCAUGUUUUGAUAGUUAGUUUUAAAAAUGUACAUGAAAAAAACCAAAAGUUUUAGUUUGACUUGUAGUUAAUGUGAUUGUGGACCUUUUAACAAGCAUGCCCUACCUCCAAAAUGGCGUCUUAAUAACAUAAACCGAACCCUCUGUGGAGAUUAAUUUGACCUCUAUGUGUCACUCACCAAGACAAGUAAAGAUCCCUUUCAAGAAAUUCUACAAAUCAAGAGCUUUUUGCAUUAAACCGUAACUCUCUCUUCCCCCCAGGUUACUCAGCCCGCUUCAAAAGUCUCCGCUAAAGUCGAGGACGACAGGAAGGACGAGUCCCCAGCGUCAUGGCGGCUAGGUCUGAGGAAGACAGGCAGCUACGGGGCGCUAGCGGAGAUCACAGCCACCAAGGAGGCCCAGAGGGAGAAGGACACGACCGGGGUGAUGCGCUCGGCCUCCAGCCCUCGCCUCUCCUCCUCCCUGGACAAUAAAGAGAAAGAGAAGGUCAGCUGUCACAUAGUAUCAUAGUUGUUAAAAUAAUCUAAUGCGUCACGAAGCCUGCUUGGUCUCCAGGGUGUCACAUACCGGAUUAGUCAAGAUAUUUAAGCUGCUACUUGGACGGUCGUGAAAUGUAUAGACAGGGAUUAACCAUUUAUUCACAUUUUAUUUGUAUUUUUAAGGGUAGCAUCAGCUUUGAAAAUAAAACUGCAAAAAAAGCCCAGCACUUUCUUUACAGACUGAGAUGAAUCAGCCGAUCAUUGAUGUGGAUUAGUGCCAAAGUACACAGAGACACAAAGAGGACAAACCAGGAAGUAAACAGAAAAAAGAUCCAUAAAAAGAAAGUCAAUGUUGAUGAAAAAUUUAGCAAAAUGUGCGGGGGAAAAAAAUUCUGGGGGAAGACUCCAAGUUUUGAUAUGCUAUCUCAAAACUUUUCCCAUAAAUGGUCAGUAACAUUAGUCAUGUUUGUCUCUGUGUCCGCAGGAGAAGGAUAAAGGGACCCGGCUCGCCUACGUGGCCCCCACCAUCCCCAGGAGACUGGCCAGUACUUCGGACAUCGACGAGAAGGAAAACAGGUUAGCCGAGCAGCUCUGUGUAAACACGUCUAAGCAUGAGCGGCACCUGCUGCCCACUGCUGUGUGUUUCUGGCAAAGGCCACAAUGCUCUGCAUGGCAUGUGUGGCACUAAGUCACUGCCUUUAGUCAGGAUGUGGUAGAACCAAAACAUCCUCUUUAAAAACACUUAGAUGUAAUUUAGGGUAUGAAAAGAAUCAUAAUCUGAGAAGAACAUAUCGCAGUUCCCUUUGUGUUGUGGAAGCUUGGGGUACAAUUAUAGCUUGUGGUUCUCCAGGGACUCAACCCCUCUGAUACGUAGUGGCUCAUACACCCGGCGACGCUGGGAUGACGACCUGAAGAACAGUGAAGGAAGCACCACCACCAACCGAACCCCCAGCUACCAGCGCAGGUCAGCAUCUGCUGCGACACAAACCCUCAUCCCUCUUUGUCAUCAUCAUCAUCAUCAGAUCCCUGUCCGUCUGAUCUGAUUUAUCGUCUCAUUAUGAAGUCAGCGAGCUCUGAAAUCACUGUGCAGACAGACAGCACUGAUGGUUAUUUAUCAGUCUGUGCUGUACAGAGAUAUGUGCGUACAUGCUUUGAUGCACAGCAGAAGAAAACAAUGCAGGAACGCCUUCCUCUAUCACUGCCACAGAGUCUGUUGCAUGACUGUACCUGUCCUGUCAGGUUGCUGUGCCAGUGAGUUUACAAUGUAUUAUUCAAAAAUUUUUACAAGCCUCGCUACCUGUCUGACUAUCAAAUAAAUCAAAUUGAUCACGGCACAGAACCUAGCGAUGGACUCCAGCUGCAUGCAUGUCAUAUGAGAAAAAUACCGUCUGCAAACUUCUAAAAAAAAAAAAAAAAAUACAUUUUUACUUUCUUUGCUGUAAAAGUGUCUUGGGAACAAAAUGUUGGUAUUUCUUAAACAUUACAAAAAAUUAUAUAUAUAUUUAAAAUUCAAAUGAAAUCUACAAAAAUUCAAAUAUUGUGGAAGCAACUUUUUGGAAUCCUUUUUUAAUGUUUUCCUUCAUUCCCCUAACAACAAAACAGAAAAAUCAACAACUUUUAAGUCAAAAGCCAUUUACAAAAAUGUUUUUAAGGUUUUUUCUCUGAGUUUUAAACUAAAAAAUUAACAAAAAUGAAAAAAUCUUUUUGCUGUUUCAUCAGUUUUUUUUUAUUUUAGACUUUCAAAAUUAAAGCUGAAAAUACAUUUAAGUUGUUAGAGCUACUUACAAACUUUUAAAAACAAAAAAUAUCAAAGUAAACAAAGUUCUUUUUAUUUAUUUAUUUUUUUUAAUUUAAAUUUGUAUAGAGCUUUACUUUCUUCUUUAUUUACACUUGUCUCAUACAACCCCAAAAUUGUUGACAGGAAAAAAAAUCAACAUCUUUAAGUUGCUUCAUGAACUUUGGGCCCAAUAUUUUUUACCUUUUUUGUUUCAAAUCGAUCAAGCUCGUUUUGUUCUGGUUAAAAUUUCAGACAAAAAUCACCAAAAACCUGAAUUUGAGAUAUUCCCAAACUCCUCUCAGCCACCCUGAUAUUUUGUCUACGUCUCAUAAGCAGCUCUUUCCAUAUGACAUGAAUGCAGCGAUAGUGUGAAAAGCUUUUAGUCUUGAAUAUAAAUGUUUCUUUUUACUGUAUCUGUGUGUGUUUGUGUGUGCGCCUCCACUGCUAACAUGCCUCUCUCGCCCACCCGCCUGCCAACACACCAGCACGUCCCACACGCUAGCACUAGGGCGGAGUGGCAGCACGCGGGACGUGCCGGCCAAGUCUUCGUCCACCUCCAGCUUGGACCCUAACACCUGUAAUACUAAACCCUGGCAGCCACCCUCCUCCCACUACCAGUCUUACAGCAUUUACCGCAGGUACACCAGCCUCACGGGGGCUCCACCGUCUCUACACCCACCUGUCCUCUCUGAAAGUGUGUCUCUGUGCUGCUCCAGUUCUCACUGAGUGUUCCGUGUCUCUCUUGUUACCUGUAACAUCAAAAUGAUUUUUACUGGAACCAGUUACAGAACAAACAGCUUAUAUAAACAGCAGGGUGGAUAAUUACCUUUCUAUAUCUGAACAGCCACUCUUAGCACUAAUGUUAGACAAACUUAACACUUAACCCUUUUCAUAACCCCCAAAAUACACUAAUCCAAGGUGCCGCCACAGAUAGGGAGUUAGCUACUUUCAAAAAACAACAGCUAUCAUCACAGGAACAUAAAAGCAUUUUCCUUUUAUUGUAUUAAGACUCAACUUUAUAGGCUUGGUUUGUUUACAGCACACACAGAUCGGUCAUUAUCAUCAUCUGAGAACCAUAAACACUGUACUCAAACUGACUAAUACCCAAUCACAACAUCCACCUUAGAGCCCGAGUACUAAGAUGUGUGUUGUGUGAGUUCACGAAGGCUGGAGGGCUAGGGGUAGGGAUAUGAAAAUAAGGAAUGAGACACUUUGAAGGCAUUACACGCCACCUGGAAACAGACUGUACUGUUAAAAAAGCCGAUCUUCAGCACAGACUGAGGUGUCUGACAAGAUAAACCCAACAGCAUGGUCAGAUCGUCUUCAGCUCCAUAUUUAUUUUAAGAAUUGACGAGUGUGCUUCAGUCUGACAGAAUGUCAACAUGGGAGAAUAUGUCUCACAUUUUACAAGCAAUCGUAGUCCAGAACACUUAUAGCACUGUCAUUCUUCACAUGUCUUUAAUUGUAGGCUGAUUUAGAGUCUCUGAUCUACAUUAUCAUACAUUAAUGAUCCCUUAAUCCCUUUUUGAACAUUUAACUCAAAAACUUAAGAACUACAGUGGAGUUUUGGGGCCUCCAUGUAAAGAAAAAGAAUCAAAUUUUCAAGAUUCAACUUGUAAAUUUAGAGGUCAUCAAUUUACAAGUAUUAGAAUUUAAACGUAUUUAUAAAGAUGUAAAUUUGCAUUGACAAAGAUAUAAUAUAAUAACACAAGUUGAUAUGUCAGAUAGAAAGGAGGACCAAAGAAAGCAGCCUGUAGUUUGUGUGUUUGAUGUCUGACAUUUCUCCCUGUAGCGGCUCUUUCGGCAGACGACACGAGGAUCUGAGUUCCUCGACCACUUCCUCCUCCUCUACGACCACCACCACCUCCUCAUCUGUUACCUCGCCCACUGGCCACCGCGGCCUGCUCUCCAGUCUGGGCUCCUCCUCCACCCGCACUGGCUCCACCAGUCUCACCAGCAGGUACAUCACCAAGCCUCGAUGCUUUUAUUCAGGCUGUUUGGAUCGCGAUGACAGACGAAUGAUCCCCUUAAAUAUGUGAAACAAAACAGAUUUCUAACUAACUCACAGUCCGACACACAGACACAAAAACGUACAAAGACAAACUUCAGAGUGAACUGGAUAUUGAUUGAGAGAUGCUGCCGAGUCCCAACUCUAAAUUGACUGCCUUAAGAUGUGUUGUUCACUUUAAAAGCCGUCCUUUCCAUCAAGAUGAAUGAUUCAAGUGUUGAAAAUGGACCCUGUAUGAUUGUUUUUCUGUGAAAUGUUUGAAUCGAUCAGGUACUGGUCAGAGGAGAGUGCAGAGAGGGAAAAGGAGAGGGAGAAGGAGUCUGCUGCGGUCAUCCCCACUAUAAACACUGGCUCAACUACAACCACAACAUCCACCACUACCACCGCCAUAUCUACCACUACCACCACUGGCACUGGCACUGGCCCAGAGAGACGCAGGUAACACAAUCCCACAUACUCUUCACUGACAGAUAUCAACCUUGAUAUAAAUUUUGUUUCUAAAUACACAAAUGCAGAUCCAAACUGUACCACACAAAGCUGAAAUCAUACACAAACAAAAUCAAUAUGUGCCAGCAAAAUAGGGCUGGGCGAUAUGGCCUCAAAUCAGUAUCACGAUAUAUCGAGCAGUUCACCUCGAUAACGAUAAUGGACAAUAACUACUCCACAAUCUGCUCACCCCCUCCCACAUUAACUUUGUCUACUGGAUGAGGUAGAGUCACAUCUCCGACGUAGGGCAGCUUUUGAACCGUCCUCCAUCUCCUCACCUGUCUUUCCCUCUUUGUUAAAUCGAAUCUAUUGACAUGGGCAAAAUUGACAUGGGCAAAAUGACGUUGGUUAUAAAUUUUCGGUAUCAGUAGAUUUUCGGUCAUCGCCCAGCACUACAGCAACGUCUAUACACACCCCAUGUACACUGUACAGAGUCCUCCUUACAGCGGUCGCAGGGUCAACUCCCAGCCAUAACUAUGUGCUGCAUGUCUUCUCCCACUUUCUACACCCCACUGCUCCUUACAUACAAAAGAAUAUGCUGUAACAAGGUAUCCGCUGGGUGUUAAAAAGUCUUAAAAUGUCUAAAAUACAAUUUAGAAAGGUCUUAAAUAUAUUAACUCUACUUCCAGAUAAAUAAGAUGCCAUAGGAAUAAAAAUUGAUUUGAAAUAAUGUUAAAUGUUAUGAUUAAUUUUUUUCAUGACUGUCUAACUUUUUUGCCAGUAUGGAUGUAAAAUGGGUUACGCAUUUCAUUCUUUAAAAAGUCUUAAAUUUGACAUGUUGAAACCUGCAGAGGCUCUGUAUAAAAGGUUUCAGUGCAACAUAUGCUGCCAUCCACAUGCCAACAUAUGCAGCUUUUUUUCAGGCAAGACCUUGUAUAAUAUAACAAGAAGAUGCCGAACCACAUUCAGCACAUUUUAUAUUACAUUAUAUUAGGAGUGGAUGAAAAAAUCAAUUUACAUAAGUAUAAUGAUUUUUUGUUUUAAAAUUUUUUAAACGAUUUUUAUAUUCAAAAAUCUAUUUUUUAUAUUUUUCGAAUUUAAGAAAAAAUCCUAAAAACUGACUUACAUGUGAUGUGUAUGUUUUAGAGAUAUGUGGUUCCUGGAGUAGUCAGUAUACAAUCGUAAUCGUUUAACUGAUUUAGCGGUGUUAAAAAUGCACACUUAAAAUCGACAAAAUUGUAGAAUCACAAUUGAAAUGGAAUCGGCAUCCAAAAAAAUCAUAGAGGAAUUGAAUCCAGAGAAAAACAUAUUGUCCCAGCCCUACAGUAUAUACACAACAGGUGUAUUUGAGGAGUUGUGCAGUAAUGCAGGAAUGUGUGAGACGAUAGAAUGCAGAAAAACAGUAUGCAGUCUAACCAGGAUGAGCAUCAACCUUCACAGUUAAAACAGUAAUACGGAUGCAUUUCUCUGUUUGAGUAAAAGGUGUGUGUGUGUUUGUAUGUGUGUGUGUGAUCUCCCAUUAUCUACACACUGUGGAAGGAGAGGGGGAGAGUUUGUCGCAGGAAGCGCAUGUUUUCACGUGUGUGAGAGAGCGGGGUCGAGUGUGUGUGUCUUCCUGGUGCCGCGCUGAAAUAAGCCACCUGUCAGUGUGGGAGUGUUUCGGAGCCUGAAGCGCUCCAGCGACUUCUCCUUAUAAGGACGGUGGGCAGAAGCCGCGCAUUUUCCUCAAGGCUAAAGCUCCAUUCUGCGCCCAGUGAGUUCAUACUUGUGUGUGGCCAACAGAGGCAGAGGCACACUGAGAGACAGAGCUGGAAUAGCUCACUGUUUUGGUUCCCAAACUUCUACCGCCUGUUUGAGCCUGAUACUGUUAUAGCCAAGAGGCUGAACAUCCUGUUUUGCCACAGUUACUUGAAAACUCUCUUUUUUAUCUACACUUCAUGCUGGAAACACAAACAUUUUCUAGGAAUAUCUUGCCUUACUUACAUCCUCAUAGCAGAGAAAUUCUGAUACACUGAUAUUUGUGACACACAUGGCUGCAACUAGGAAGCACUGAUUUCCUUGUUCUGUUUGGGGAAUCUAAACACUGACUAAUCCAGAGUUCAGUAACCCUGAGAAGAGAGUCAAAAUUGUGUUUUUUGGCAUGGGAUUACGAAGUAGUAUCAUAUUGAUCCAAAACAAACAAACUCUUCUGCUUUUGUGUUGAUUUUUUUUUUACUCUCUUAGGUCAUACCUGACGCCGGUGCGAGACGAGGAGUCAGAGUCCCAGAGGAAAGCACGCUCCAGACAGGCUCGACAGUCAAGAAGGUCCACCCAGGUAUGAACCUCACAUUCAUAUACCGUCUUGUGAACUUGUAUAUUUGUUGCACUUUUGUAUAGUACACUUUUUAGAUGACAAAAGAGGUACAAAUGUGGGGCUUGAGCGCCUCAUUGGACACUUCUUAUAUCAUUUUAGUUUCUAACUCAGCGAGACUCUAACGACAAUGACCUGUAGGCGCCAAGAGUUUGCUCCAUGAUUUUUAUAGCCAUACACUGUUUGCAUAAAUGUCGUCAUGCAGGUUGAGUGUUGUGUACACAGCUAGUACUUAAUGUUUGACUUGUUCAGAGAGUUUAACAUUUUACAAGCUGACACAAUUUGAGGGCUGUCUCCUCCUGCAUAAACUCUUCCAGAGAGUUACAGUGAAGUUAAACACUGUUGAGCAUCAAUUUGACUGUUUUUACUGCACGAUGAAUCCAAGAGGGUUAGAUGAAUUCUUAACGGUGUAUUUCUCUCGUCGUCCAGGGCGUGACUCUGACUGACCUGCAAGAGGCCGAGAAAACAAUCGGCCGGAGUCGCCCCCAGAAGACCCGAGAGGAGGAGAAAGAGGAGAAGGAGAAGCAGGACAAGGAGAAGCAGGAGGACAAGAAGGAGACGGAGACAAAGGAGGACGAUUACCGGUCAAAGUACCGCAGCUAUGAAGAGGUAUGUUUCUGCUCUGGACUUCUGCUCUAGCACAAGAACAUCCACAACAUGUCUUAACGUUUCUUUGUCUUAUGUCUCCCCAUUAGCGCUACCGGCCUUCGUCUUCCUCCUCGGCCUCCACUAUUUCCACGGUCACUGCCUCCACCCCGUCCUACUCUAGCACCACACUGUCCUCCAGUUCGAGUUCUCUCAACAGGCCCAACAGUCUGACAGGGAUCACCUCGUCCUACAGCCGCUCAUCCAGAGACACAGAAAAAGGUCGGUAUUGAAAACAGCGUCUGAUUUGGAGUGAAAACACAAGAUUGGUUUAAUCACUUUUUGUCACACCACCUUAAAUUGUCCUUUAAAAUCUUAAUAUUUAGUCCCAGCUCGUGGAUGCGCGACUGCUUUACUCCCCUGAAUGCUGAUCCCUUUCCUCAGGUUCUACAUUGGCAUGGGAAAACUUUAGAGUUGUAAAGCAGUCAGAACUGCCUCCAGUUGAAGUAGCUGCCCUCUUAACCAGUAAAUCCAUUCAAAACAUCCCUGGGAAAAUACUGAAGGACAAGGAAACACUGACUGCUUUGUUGCUCCAUGACCAAAUCCUGUUUUUAUUUCCCUUUGAAGCAGAGCCAAGUCCAGUUGUUGUCAUGUUGGUGCCUUUUGAAAGUGAAAGCACAGCCAGUUUUAGCCUGAACUUUUCCCCUUUGCCCUCCAUGUGAGAAACAGAAUGUAGUCAUCAUUUAGACACACAAAAACUGCACGUUUUAUAGUAGGAACAAUAAAUUAGUAUUAGAUAUUAACAUGAGCAGCUGAGGAGGUUUCAUAUCUAUAGGUUUUUCUGUUCAGUGUUUUCAUCUGAUAUGUUUAUAUUAAGUCAUCUCUGUGGCGUCCUUUUUGAUCGGCAGAGUUGGACAAGAAGGAGGAGGAGAAAGAGGGAGAGGACAAGUCUCAGCCUCGCUCCAUACGGGAUCGCAGGCGGCCCCGCGAGAAGAGACGCUCCACUGGAGUCUCCUUCUGGACUCAAGAUGUAAGAGACUUUAAAACACUGAUUUUAUUUACACAAAAGUUCAAGGGUUUCCAAAGUGACUAAUAUCCUGAUUGUUUUAAGCGGAAACAUUAAAUUUCGACUGAGUGACUCGUCUAAAAGUAAGAAGGACACACGGAAAGUUGCUUGAACUGAGCAAAAUUGAAAAAAUCCAGUGAGCUUUAUUGACGUGUCUGUAAAGGGUUUCAAAAGUAAUAGCGAUACUAAACUUCAGAUGAACACAAACAUAAAAAAAAUUAAGGUCCUUACACACCGAGAACGACGCAAAUAUACAACGCGAAAUUACGAAAUAUUAGGAGGCGAAUUCUGACGCACCUGACUAUACACAUCAAACGCAAUGCGAUUUUGCGACUUUCCAGGGGGAAAAAAGACGCAUCCCGGGUGGAAGUGAGAAGACUGACACAACACCAGACUGACUGUUUUUCAGUUCUGAUUAGACACUGAGUUUGAGACUGUGAAAAUAUAUAUGGUAUGUUGUAUCUGGAAUCUUAAAUCUUAAAGCUAUAGUUUAAUAAAAUUGAAAGAAAAAUUUUACAAAUAAAAUUUUCAAAUUUUAUAAAAUUUUGUCCUUUUUCAAAAAGUGUCCAAUAAAUAGUGAUUUUUUUUCCCAAGACAUGAUGAAUCUGAAUGAAACAUAUGAGCACAUUUGUAACUAAGCCACCAGUUUUGAGUCCCUUUUAUGUUUUAUGACCACUUAAUUAAUUUUUAGUUAUUCUCUCACCAUGAGGUGCAGAAGAUUAUGCCUUCAUAACCCCCCUUGAUCAUGGGGCUGUUGAGCGCCCCAACGUCUGUGUAACCCUCUUCUCCUCUCCUUUAAUUCCAGGGUGAUGAAAAUGACCCUGACCAGCAGUCCGACUCAGAGGAGGGCAGCACUAAAGGAGACACACAGGUGAGCGCACAUACAAUUUCAGACAAAAAAGGAAGCAGAUGAAAGUGACUUUUUAAACAGGAGCCCCUCAGCUCAGUUUGAUUCUUACCCUCCUGCUUUUACUCUGCUCUCCUUUUAUGUCCAAGUCCAAGCCGGUCGGUCCAGCAGCAGCAGCCUUUGAUAUUCACAACUUUGCUCAGUCCAGUUAUGAUUUCCUCCCCUCCCACUUAUCUCCCCUCUGCACCCUCCACAGCUUCUGAAUUCAUAUUUUUCUCACCUCCCCUUCUUUGUGUUUCCAUCUUCUGGUGAUUGUCUGGUUGCUGUGGUGACCUUGCAGAUCAAAAGUAGUCCCAGACACAGAUUAGCGAGUUUUAUGGACAUGAAGGCGUGCGAAAGGAGGGAAGUCUGAGUCAUUCGGGUCUAUAAAUGAAAGUGGGAAGUUUAUGCGAUUUGAAAAAGUGAGAAAACACUUUUUCAGCUCUGUGUUGGAGUUUUUGUGCGGAAGAGUCCUAAAUAGACAAGAAUUUUAAAUUAGCAUAAAAGGAGAAGAUCAAACAAAGCUUUGAGUGCCUGAAGUACAAACUGCAAGGCACAGGGAGGCUUUUACAUCCAGUCAAAAGAUAAAAACCCUCAGCAGUAAAGGCAGUGUUAUUAAAAACUUCCUGUUUGAGUGGGAGUGUCUUCUGCCGAACGACAAAGAUCAAAAAGCACAAAUAACAUGAGAACAAUCAGCAGGAAGGACACACGCAGCUUUUCAGUCAUCAAGUACAGUCGGACGGUAUCAAGGGUGGAGCUGCAGCAGAGUACACAAUAGGAACAAGCAAUUAUUUCUGCUGUGGGAUAGAAAAACUAUGUGCAUGUCCUAUUUUUUAGCAUCAAAUCAAACUGAAAGAUGCAUUUUUGCAACAGUAAAUACUCAAAACAAACAUUUUAAUCAUUUGCAUCCAGACUCAAGCUGCAAAAACACACCAAAAAGCCGUCUGAGGCUACAGUUCUCUUGCUGUUUAUCUGAUCACUCGAGCUGUGCGUGGAUCAUUUUCCUGUAGGGAUUUAGGGCUCCUCGGCUCAGACUGCAGCAUUGUUUUUUUUUUCCACCGCCCUCAGGAAGCUUUCUGCAAUUUCAAAAUAGCUGGAAGCCCAAACCCUCCAACCCCUACCUCCGUAUCUGAUGCCUCAUUCUGCCCCUGUUCAAAAGGGCUCUGCACCAACACAGCAGGCCUGGAGGAGCUGUCUGACACAGCAGCUGUUCAGGAAUGAGUGUUUGUAUUUAGUAAGGAGUGUAGUGUAGGAGGCUGAUGAAUACAGAAAGGCUACAGAGUCUGGAAGUGGAGGUUUGAAAUGCUCAAGGUGUCUAAUUUGAUCCUUUUUUAGCUAUUCUUUAAACUGACAUUAACACUUUUUUUUUUGUUUUCUUACAGAGCGACAGAUUGUCCAGGUAUGUUUCAUCCUAUUUCUUCAUCACAUUUUUUUUGCUUUCAUUUCUACGCGAGACCUUCCCUUAUUGGAUCUUAAAUAAAACCUAAUGUCAUCUUUUCCAGCACUUCAACCAUAGAUCGUAACGACGCUCUCUCCAGUCGUGGCUACGGUGAGAGUCGAAGGACAUACUCGAGUCGACUGGAUAGAGAUGAUACCACUGACUAUAAGAAGGUUUGUACACCAUUAGAAAUGAUAAAUUCGAUCGAUUGAAGAAGAUGAAGUAGUGUUUAUAAAAAUUGCAGUGAUUCAUGGUAGCAUGUUUUUUUCACCCUUAUAACCUUUUCACCUGACAGAUUAAUUGUGCAUAAAGGAUGUAAAGGCGUGGCGCAUCAUUGAGAUAUUGUUGUUACACAGGUGUGCUCUUGGCUUGUUACCAUAAAGCCGCCAUAAAUAUGUAGAAAACACAAUGCCAAAGAUUACGUAGGUUUCAAGAGAGCAGCUGGCACUCCGACUACAGGAAAUGAAUAAUAGAGCUGGAACAAUAAAUCAGUUAUUAGUCAACUAUUAAACGAAGUGUCAGCAGUUUUGAUGAUUGAUUAAUAGACGUGAGUAUUGAGUGAAAAUGAAUUAAUACAUGGGAACCUUUUCAAGCAUUCGCAUCAUUGUCUGAGUGAAAAAACAACAGGACAGCUCCCACAAAGUGGAGCCAAAACAUUCUGCUGACUGGCUACAGGAAAAGUCAUAGAGCCCGCCCCCUCCAUGUAAACAGAUGGGAUAUGGGUCCAACUUCAAAAUCAAAAUUGAUGUUGAAAAUAUUUUUCUCUAUGUCCUACCAACAUCAAAAUCUUUUGGUAAUAACAGUUAAUAAUAACAAUAAUGAAAAUAAUAACUUUAUUUUUAUAGCACUUUUAAAAACAGGUGACAGGUAAAAGAUAAAAGAGUUGACUGGUGGUUUUUUUUCUCUCUUCCCGCAGCUCUACGAGCAGAUCUUAGCUGAGAACGAGAAGUUGAAGGCCCAGUUACGUGACACAGACCUGGAGCUGGCAGACUUGAAGCUACAACUAGAGAAGGCCACACAGGUACACACAAAUAACACACAGCUCCGGUACCAUAGCUCACUAUCGGUACCAUAAUGAGGGUCUGGAUUGGUCUAAUAAUUUUGAUAUGUUUGUCAUUGCAGAGGCAGGAACGCUAUGCUGACCGAUCACAGCUUGAGAUAGAGAAAAGGGUAUUUACACCACUUUUUUUUCCCGUUUUCAUUAACCCAGCUCUGACAUAACACAAGGUUACUUCAAAAUGUUUAACCUCUGUCUCUCUUAAGUUGAUCUGAAUGAAUAUAGAGCUGAGACGUCCACAUUCAGUUAUUUUGUAAGCCCGUCCUGCUCUAAACAUGUUGGUAACAUUCCCCAUGGGUUUAUGUCUGAAGGUGACAAGCAGGCCUCAGUAUCAUCUGGGUGGUGGUAUGAUCUAAACCUGAGUUUUUUUUAUAUCAGUCUACUCUCUGCUGCUUCCUGUCGUGUCACAUUCGCCCCUCAUAGCCGGGGUUAAAGGGGAUUUCUUCCCUCCUCGCCACCCAGAACACCGCCACCUUCUCUCUCACCUGUUUUUGAACCUCAGAGGCAACGUGUGGUCACCUCUUCUCAAGCUUAUUUUUUUUCUUGUAUUGUGUGUGUUUAGAAAAAAAAAAGUGUGUUUAUUUUCAUUAAUGCAGAAAGUAGAACAGUUGUACAUUUGCAGUUGGAAGAACUCAUGCAUGCGUGUGUGUGUGUGUGUAUGUGUGUGUGUGUGUGCUUUACCUGUAAUUACACUCACUCUUCACCUCUGCAGCCAUGAAACCAUAACCUCUCAAAUCUGUAACUCCAUCAGUUCAUGUUAAAAACCAUCCUCCAUGUGUCAUUUGUCUUCACAUCCUUCCAUGACACAAGAAUGUACUUUUUUUAUUUUAACAUAAAAAAGUCAUUCUGGACCCCUCUGUUCAUGAGCCAUCUCAUCAUCUUAACAUCCAACACAAACAUUAUUUUCAGCUUUAUUAAAGUUGAUGAAAUUCCUGCAGAUAUCCUCCACAGAAGUGGAUGUAGCCACUAUAAUGUCACCAUGUAGUCAUGGAGAUCCUGUUUAUUGAGCCAGUUGUGACCAUAUCAGGAUUAUAGCGAUUUGCCAUGGCUAGCUUUGUCAGUAGGGGUGGGGGAAAAAAUCGAUACAGCAUAGUAUCGCAAUAUUUUGUCUGACGAUAUAUUGUAUAGUCUCAUUUACCAAGUAUCAAUUUUUCAAACUAAUUGCUAGUAUGAAGUCAAAUCUCUGAUAAUGGAAAAAUAACAUCAACUGUUUGUCCAGUGAGGUUGGCAGAGGUGACAUCAUAGAGCAGGAGAAAGUUAGUGCAACAAAUAUAGCAGCACCUGGUGAAAGACAUUAGGAGUGCAAGCAGGGCAAAUGAGAUGGACAUGACACAUAAGGUUUGCAAGAUAUGCUACCUGUAAACAAAACACAGUGUAAAUAAGACAAACAUCAGGGAAAGACAAAUGGUAAAUUAGAGUUGAAAAAAAGGGUAUUAAUCGCAACAUACUGUGCCACAAUGCUAACUGUAUUGCAAAAUGUUAAAAAUUGCAAUUAUAUCGUAUAAUGACCCAAGUAUCGUGAUAAUAUCAUAUCAUGGCCCAAGUAUCGUGAUAAUAUCGUAUCGUGGCCAAAGUAAUGUGAUAAUAUCGUAUCAUGGCCCAAGUAUCACGAUAAUAUAGUAUCACGAUAAAAUCGUAUCAUGACCCAAGUAUCGCAAUAAUAUCAUAUCGUGGCCCAAGUAUCGCGAUAAUAUUGUAUCAUGACCCAAGUUUCAUGAUAAUAUUGUAUCGUGGCCCAAGUAUCGCAAUAAUAUCAUAUCGUGGCCCAAGUAUCGCGAUAAUAUUGUAUCAUGACCCAAGUUUCAUGAUAAUAUUGUAUCGUGGCCCAAGUAUCGUGAUAAUAUCAUAUCAUGGCCCAAGUAUCGCGAUUGUAUAGAUUCACGAUAAUAUCGUGUCAUGACCAAAGUAUCGUGAUAACAUAUCGUGGCCCAAGUAUCGCGAUAAUAUUGUAUCAUGACCCAAGUAUCGUAAUGAUAUUGUCUGUAUGUAUCAUGGCCCAAGUAUAGGUUUUGAUACAGUAUUUGGUAGCCAGAAGUGAUGGAGGGACUUUUUAAUACAUUGAUAAUGUGUAAGGCAGCCUAUAGUUCCAUUUUUUACAGAUAUUGAGAAAUGCAGCCAGUUAAAACACCAUAAUUGGCUGCACUUUUCAGACCUGUAGGCUACGUCCACUUCUCGAUAAGUCUUUUUUUUCUUUAAAUGAACAUGUAAAUUUGGACUGGCUGUUUGCUUGCAGACUCCUCACAAGUGUGUGUUUUAAAGUGCGUGUGCUGCCGCUACACCCUCACCACCUUCCACACCUCAUGCAGCGUGUGUAGAGCCUGUGUCAAAGUUUAUCUUUUUCUGCUGUUUGUGUCUGAAAAACGGCGUGCCCUGAGUUAACCCGCCUCUCCUCCCCUGCAGGAAAGAAGAGCUCUAGAAAGGAAGAUUUCUGAGAUGGAGGAGGAACUUAAGGUAACGACACACACACUCACACAUACAGUCAUUUGUCACAUCUGAUGUCGAAGAUUUCCAUUAAUGGAGUCAGGAUCACAGAGAGCGUGUAGGUGGUACUUGUUAACUCCAGUAGAGUGCUAACAGCUGUCACUUCAGUUAGUCAGAGUCUCCAUAUAUAUACAGAUCGAGGUCCUUUUUUUCCUUAAGGAAGUGAUUCUUCAUCUGAAAUACAAUCAAACUAUCAAAAUAAUAAUGAAUAACCUCAGUGUUUGAGUGACGUCGGCUCUUAAUCGGGGAAAAGAUUAGUAGUAACAAAAUCAGAUGCUUCUUAUUACAGGGUGACAGUAUUUAACUCCUUCAGUGACAUGAUUUAAUACUUUUAAUUUGCUUCAUCUCUAACAACUAGUUCUAAACAAAGGUCUUUACUUUAUGAUGAUGAAUGUGAUUGAAAUUAAAAAAAAUAAGUCUGUAAUUUUAAAACGAUUAAGAUAAGAGCAUGAUAACCAAAGGAUAAUUAUAUUUAUUGAAAAAAACAUAAGACAUGAAUAAUGGUGUCAAGAUGAAAGAUCAGAUUAACUACAAGAUAGACACUUCUCAAUUAAAAAAUUUAAUUUUCAGUGUAAUUUUUUUUUUUUUUUUUUUAAUUUUCACUUUAAAUCACAUCUUUUUGCUGGGAUACAUUGAUACAUAUAAUGUGGUAGGUAAAAAAAAAUUGACUCGUGAAAAAGUUGCAAAAUUUGGAUGAGUAAAUGCAGUAAAAACAUUCCUGUAAAUGUUUGUAAACAAAUCACAGUAAUUGUCUGAAUAUGGGACCAACAUAACCUGUGACAGGCUCUUCUUAACAGAGCUUAAAUUUAGAUUCACAAGUUUGUUUUUCUGAAAGUUUGUGUGAAAAUUUUUGGUGUUGUCAACAAAAAAUUUUCUCUGUCCAUCUAAUGAAAUGUGUCUCCUUACGUUUGUAUUAGCAUGUUUCUACAAACACUGUAUCAGAGCUUCAAAGUGUGUAGCUUCUGUUAGAUAUAUAGCGAUCAGUAGUCGGUUGCAGUCUACAGCCUCACCACUAGAGGCCACUGGAUCCUACACACAGCAGUAUUCACACACUGUACUGUCAGGCUGAUGAAUCAGAGAGAGGAAUGUUUUGGUGACGCAUGAUGUGAUGACACCUGUAAUUCUUGGCUGCUUUAGAGAUAAUUUGAUCUGUUUAUUGCAGCAAAUACGUCAGGGGAGAAUAACUGUGGCCGCACAACAAGUAUAAACCGGCCUAAUGCAAUACAACUAAGGCUGAUGAUGCUGACAUAUAGGAAAUCAAAAUAUCUACUUGAUCGCUCUUUAAAAAUGUCAUGUAAUAGUCCUGAAAAUGUCUCCUCAUUAAGAUAUGAUUCAGUAAUGUAAGCAGUAUUUUAUUCAGCCUUAUGGUGCCUUUCCUCUGUGUCCAUUUUCAGCUAAAUUUCUCAUUCAUGUUGCUCAUCGUAGGUCGUAAUCAAUGUUGACAUUCCAUCUGAGAGACGGCCAAUUAAAUGCUCCUCCUCUUAAAAAUCAGGGAGGAAAUAGAGUGAAAAACCCAUUAAAUUCUGGUAAAGCCGUGUUGUUUUCCUGGCUUUGAUAACAAAGUGUGUUUAUUUUUAGGUGCCAGACAGCUGGCCGAUCUUAUCAGUGUCACUUUUCCGUUUUAUCUACAAGCAUCACGCCGAGGCAGAAAAAAAAGAGAGCUCUUAAUCAUUCCUUCCAAAAAUCUGUCCCCAUUUUCUAACAAUCUUCCUUUUCUGUUUUCCCUUUUUUCCUCCUCUCUCCUGUUAAUUUACGCUCUCCUGUCUCUCAUUAAUCCUCCUCCUUACGCUCAUUUCCUCCUCCUCCUUCCAUUCUUUCACCCUCCACUUUUCUCCCCCUUUUCUUUGUCCCCUUUCCCGUGUUGUGGUUCUUGUCCCUCCCCUCCCCUCCCCUCCCCUCCCCUCCCUGCAGAACCUCCCCCAGGUAAAGCAGGUUCAGGCCCUGCGGCAGGUUAAAGAGCGGCUGCAGGCUGAGAACCGGGCGCUGUCCCGCGUCUUGGCAAAGCUGACGCAGUCCGCCUGCAGCCAGCUGCCGUCCGUCGACCUGUAAAGCCACGUCCGUCUGUCCACCACCACCAUCUCCUCCUCCUCUUCCUUCUCCUUCUUCUCCCUCUUCUUCUUCACCUCCCCCUCCUCCCAACUCUCAUUCUUCUCAUGCUCCAUUCGUGCUCUGCCCGCACCCAUAGACAGGCAGGUGUUCAGCCGCCCACUGGUUUUUGUCCACUCCCCUCUGCCUCCCCAGAGCUUUUGGUUUUCAGAUUGGGGAGGGUGUUUAUUUUUUCAGGACACUCUCCUUUUACAGUACAGACUUACAGACACACCUCCAAUCCCAGCGUCCUAAAAACGUCAAAUACGUUAAAAAUAAGUGGUAAAUAUUUCUGAGGUGAGGUUCUUCUAAGGUCAAAAGGCGUCUGAAUGUCCUUGAUUCCUCGCAGACACCUGAAGUACUGUAAAGGAAAGUGUCCUCUUUGUGGUUCCUAGUUGUGACGCUUCCUUCAGAAGGAGCUCAGUUUUUCCGUUUGGCUUGUUCUGGCUUAUUUGCAUGAAGUGGCUUCUUUAUUUGGCAUCAACUUUUUUGGUCCAAAUCCUCAGAGACUGAACCAUUUUCUUCCCCUUUCUUUCUUUUACUCCCCAAAUUUGAACUUGACUGAUGAUCAAUCAGUCAACCAAUAUCUAAGUCAUCUGCAUGCACCGACUGGUUGUAUGUGGAGAUGUAGCAUUGUGCCUGAUCAGUAUUUACGAAACAGAAAGUCAAUGUGCUCAAAAACACAAUGAAAUGUUUUUACUUUUAUAUUUUUUAUAGCUUUUACUAAUAAUAAUAUUCCACAUUUUUUUCAUGUGUGUAAAUCGUGAUUUUUUUCUUUUCCCUGAAAAGUCCUUACCCGUAGAUCUAAAGCCAUACAGAUACCCUACAAUGUGAUCUUUCCAAGUGGUUAUGCUUUUAUACAAGAUGUUAGAACCAUAAGUAUUUCAUAUUAUGGGGAAAUCAAGUUAAAAUCAGUGAUUUUUAAAAGAAAUGCACAAAAAAGGGGCGUUGAUCAGGUUGUCAGAGCAGAGCAGGCGCCAUGCAGAACGAGGAAAUGUGAUAUCGAUGACUGAUGUUUGCAGUUUCAGAAAAGAUGGUUUCAGAUUGUUGUAAUUUUCAUAGUCUUUUUUUUUUUAUUAACAAACAGCGCAUGACCACAAUAGUUAGACAAGCUGAUUCUGAAGUGUGUCUGUAUUUGUCAUUAAAAACUUUAAGAUGGGGAUGUGAUGGUACGCUGAACUCAUAAUACCAAACAAUACCAUAAGAUAUGGUAGGAUAGGAUGAGAUACAUUACAAUACAGUAGAACGUGAUACUUAAGGACAUGAUACAAUAAACUAGGAUAUGGUACAGUACAAUACAUUAUAGGGCCCAACUGGAACAUUUUCGAAGUGAAACUGAAUCUCUCCACAUUUUAUUUCUGAAAAUAUUGGCAAAAAUCUGCGAGUUUUGUCUGAUUACUGAUUAGUCUCAAACAGGCUAAAAUUGGCCGAUCGGCUCGCCAAUAAAUCAGUUGGGCCCUAAUACAUUAUGCUACAAUAGGAUUCAAUGAGAUACCUCAAAAUAUGAUAGGUAAGAUAUGAUGAGAUACAGUAGGAUACAAUACUGUGUAAUACAAUAAAUAAUUAUAUACAAUGAUACAUGAUAGUGUAUGACACAUAUGAUGCGUCACAGCAUGAUUGGAAACGAUAAAGUAUGAUUAGUUGUUUGAUAUGAUAUCGUACAAUAAAUAUGAUCAGAUCUGAUCUGAAUACGAUCAAUAACUAAUUCUGGAUUCUUUUCUAACUUUGUUAAGGUUGUCAUGUCAUUGUUGUAUCAUUGUGGUCACAUUGUUAUAGGAGCUAACUUGCUAAAAUGACAAGUGGUUCCACUUCAGCAGACCAUCCAGGUAUCGUCUAUGUGCGGGAAAACUCAUACUCACUUUUCUUCACAUGUGCUGAUUCCAACUGUCUCGUGACGUACCGUUACAUCCCCACAAUAGAUCAUCUACUUUUGUAUUUGAAAGUGUUUCACCAAAUGUAAUGAACAAGUAAAGAGAAUACAGGCUGUGUGGCAGACACAACGACAGCUGAAUUUUGUAAUAUUUCGGGGCUUAGACAGACGAGUGGGCAGGGAUGACUUAAAGUUCUGUUGUAAUAUAUUUCCACAGCUCAGUCUCUUGUUUAUUGUAGACGCAUGAAUCAUCGACUCAGGCUUGUCGUAAUGUAAAUAAAUACUUUGAGUUUGAACUUGCACACAGCUGGUGCAGCCGGCUGCAGCUGUUUCUGUGACAGCCCGGGAGCGUUGUGUCCUUAAAAACUGUCAAAGUUUUGACUCACCUCUGCUGAACCGAAAGACUGUAAAGGGUGAAUCUUUCAUAGGUAGUAGAACAAAUACUUAAAAAUGACUUUUCGGUCUCUGCUGUGCAUUUUUGGGCUGCCAGCGAGCAGCCAGUCAGACUCUGCAUGGCUUUCUCAGGAUCUUUGGCCUGUGGUGUGUCCGCUUUGUUUUCUCUCUCUCUCUCUCUCUCUUGGAAAAAAAAAAGGAUGUUUCAUUUUUUUAAAAAAGGACAAAAAACAAACAUGAGAGAUGCUGUGUGACACCAGGAUUGCUUUACACAGGGUGCAAUUAACACAUUUGUCAAACCGGUGUGCCUGGUUUUAAUAACGUACACAACGUUUGUCAUGACUUGUCUAAGCCUCCUCUCUCUCUCUGUUUCUCUCUCUCUCUCUCUCUUUCUCUCCUUCCAGACGCUCCCAGACUUGAAAGCCGACAACCAGAGACUAAAGGACGAGAACGGAGCGCUCAUUCGAGUCAUUAGCAAGCUUUCCAAGUAGAACACAUCCCCCCCUUUUACAGCCCAAACCCACCCUCACCCUCUCCUCUGCACCCACUCUAGUCCCCCCCAUGGCAGUGACUAAUGGAAUUGCACAUUUAGAUAUUAAUUGCAACAGACAUCAGAGACAAGACUCCUUCUUAUUCUUUCUCUCCUGCAAACUUUUGCUCCUUAUUUUCUUUUUUUUUUUUUUUUUUGCGGCAUCCCUCCAUCAAUCCAUCCAUCCAGCCACCCUCAUCUAUACUCCACUUGAAUGAGUCCCCGGUAGAACCACUGAGUUUACAGAGCAGGAAAAAGGAAAAAGGGGUCGUGUGUUGAGCAUGUAACCGCAUCGUUUGGGGCGAGAAAAAGCCUGAGAACUAUUUAACCAAUAAGCCUUAGUUGUACAUAAAGAGAAAAAAAACACUCUGCAUCGAUCUCUUCUCUUCUUUCUCGGCUAUCACUGAACGACAGAUAUUAUCCGACACCUGAUUUUAUUCGUGCCACAAUCCCUGUUGAUUUUUUUCUUCCCCUUCUUCGUGUGCUGUGCUGUUUCCUCCCUCCUUUAAAGUGCCACUUCUCCCUUUUUUUGCCCCCUUUGUGGCUCCCUAUUAUUUUUAUUACCCCUCUUUCUUUCUUUCUCUCUCUCACACACACACACACAUCCUCCUCCAUUUUUUUGUACCUCUGUGUGUCUUCCUCCAAGAGGGAAAAAAAUUAUGAAUUCUCGCUUUAGCGAAAAAAAAGAGGCGGACCUGGUGGAAUUUAAGCUUUCACUGUAUGUGCAAUAUGCAUUUUCUUUUCUUUUUUUUAAUGCUUUAAUGAUGAGUCCAUCACACGUAGGAUUUUUCACUCUUCCACCGCUUCCAUCGCUCACCUUCCUCCUCUUUUUUUUUUUUUUUUGUUUUGUUUUAAGUUUGUAGUGUAGUCAGUUUAUACUCUGUAUUUCUCACUUUGUUUUAGCAGGUACUGAGUGACGCUGUAUAUACCUGUAUGUAUUUGUUUGAGACCAGCACAUGGCAUGCGUUUAUGGUUCCCGUCUGUUACUAUUAAAAAGUAUACAAAUUCCAGAGGACAAAAAGGUGUGUUUUAAUUCUUAUUCUUUCUUUUUAUAGUCUAAAAACAUUGGAUACAGUACAGUAGAGCCUCUCUCUCACACAGGAAAGACGGCAGUGUUCAGUGCUUUUCUUUUUUUUCCAGUUUAAAAAUACGUGUUCACAUAAUUGUGAGAUUAAAACGAAAUAAUCGCUUCACUACAUUUCACUUUCAUUGUAUCCAGUAUCUUGGAAGAGUGCUGUUUAUUUUGUUUCCGAAUUUUUUAAAGCUGUAGUAUUCUAGCCGAGGUGUUGUCACUAAAAAGUAAAAAAAGAAUAUCUUAGGUAUCGCUAACUCAGUCCUUUUUACAAUGUCUACAUGCACUGUCGAUGCCAUGUGAGGAGUCUUGAUGUCAGGUUAUAACGCAAAAAUCGCCACCGUCAAAUAUUUCAUGCAUCUGAAAACAUUUUAUGCAUUUCAGUGGCCUUUUAAGGAUAUUUUAGUAAAGAAGUUUAACAAGAAAAGUCACUGCAGAUGGACUGACGACCAUCUUCUCUGGUUUAGACUUUUUGUUUUUGUUUUUUGUUUUUUCUUUAUUUUUUUUUCCCGUCAUCUUGUAAAAUAGGUGUGUGGCUUAAUACAUGCAAGCUGUGCUGUGACUACCAACCACUGAAGAGUUCAUUAAAAAUAAACUUGUACAUUGUAAAGUUCCCA